CAAGGCUGGCGAGCGAGCGAGAGAGCGAGCGGAGCGGAGCAGAGCCGCCCGCGCCUCUGCCCAGAAGCGCUCCAGCGGCGCCAAGGAGCAGGUAAGCGGCCGGCUCCUCCGCGCCAUCCCCGGCGGGUACCGCCAGCUUAACCGGAGGGCGGCGCGCCUCGCGGGACCCUAGAAGCGGCGUCGGGUUGCGGGAAGGGAAGCCCGAGGGGAGGCGGAGCGGCUGCUCCGGGCUGCUGUCGGGGCAAACCCGGUUAGGAAAGGGGAAACGGUGCGCAAAAAUGGUUCUUCCGAGGCGCGCUCGGCGCGCCUUCCGAGGUGGCGGGCGGUGCUGGGGCAGGGCUGGCUUUUCCGGAGGGGGAGAGGAGCUGCCCUCUCCGCUGAGGACCCUCCGCGAGUGUCCCUCUCCUCCCGACUCCUUGCAGGGCACGGGGCCGCCACUUCGGGGACCCAGAACAGGAGACCCCCGGCCAGCCCACGGAGCAGCAUGCAUCUGGAGGAUGGCUGAGGCGGGCCGAGGAAGCGCUGCCACCACGACCCACGGCGGGCUGCCCCGAAGCGAGAGGAGAGGAAUGAUUGCUGCGUGGGGAGCCUGGUCUUGCUUUUUCCUGGUCGCCACUGUGCACAGCCUCCCUGCAGCCAGGAUUCCUGUUCCAGACCCCGAAGAAACGCCGACAAGAGCACCAUUAGGUAAGGAAGCAGGAGGGCUUCUUUUCCCAGUUAUGCUUUAUUGCAUUUUUAAGCAUUUCACGGAUGCAUUCCAAAACGUAAGAAUUUUUUUCUUUUCUUUCAUCCACUUCCCAUCCCGUUUUCUGUAGUUUCUUAUUUCUGCACCCCUAUCUCCUCUCUCUUAUAACAUAACCCUAAUUACAAUGAUCUCUCAUUCCCUCUGUUGCUCAUAGUUCAAAUCCUGAUCACGAAUCCAUCAUGCUAUAAUAGUCCCGAAAAAGGCUUCCAUUCUUCAACAAAACAAUAAUCAUUAGGUUCUCUCGUUUUAGCUGUUAGCUUUGCUGAUUCCUCAGAGUCCAUCAUUUUACUUAUCCAUUCCUCUUCAGUGGGAAUUCCUCCUUCCUCUCCUUUUUGCGCAUAAGGAAUCCUAGCUGCUGUCAUUACAUACAUAAACAGCUUAAUCGUCUUUUUUGGAAGCACAGGACAGCAUGAAUAUAGUUGACAAGUUUGGGGUUUUUUUAUUGGUUGUUUUUUUUAUUAUUAUUCCAUGGUAUACAGGCUAAAAAGGUUAUAAGUCUUUUUAAAAUGGGAACACGCUUUGGAUGUCUACCUGCCUGAAAGGGUCCCAGUGUCUGAUCCCAGAAGACUUGGCUUCAGUUUGGCAACUUUUCCUUUCCAAUGCCAUCCCCCUGUGCGCAGUUUUACAGUGCCAUAGGACUUUGUAGUUUUUGUUGCAAAAGAGAAACACAGCUAUGCCUCUUAAGUUUGCUCUCUUGAGAAGUACGCAAGAAUAGAAUUGCUUCUGUUGCCUCCAGAACGGUCUGCUCUGCACGUUUGCGAUACUUUCCCUGCAUACUUGCAAACUGCUGCUGGAUCCACCAGAAGUAUUCCAACACCAAACUGUUACAGGUCAAGGGCAAAGUCUCCAAUAAUAAACUGAAGCACCUCAAAUGGUUAUUGUAGCAUUAACCAAAUGACAAAUGCUAGGGUGUAUGCACUUAGAUGCCUGUGGCUUCACAGAAAAGCGUAACUUGAUUUCCAUGCUGGAAAUAGUGGGUGUUCGGCCCACACAAAAAAUCUUUGUACUUUUGAAAUUUGAAAAUCUGGACUUGAAAGAAACAAGUCCUUCUUUCAAAUCCUUUUUUCUAGUCUCACAUGCAAUGAAGUGUUCUGUGCAUUGUAGUGUUACAUCUCCCAGCCAAAUGCUGCGUUUAAGGGAAUGGAGGAACAGGGUUGUUUGGGGGUCUUUGGGAAACUAGAAAUUGAAACAAGAGAGACAUGAACAUUUGUGCUGAACAUUUUAAAUAUCCAAAUGACUCAAUUUUAAAUAUCUAACUGACUCAGUUUAUUUUAAGCGGGAAACUCAUUGUAAAAUAUUGCUUAAACUAAACAUUUGGAGAGAGAGUUAAUCGUUUCCCCCUUUGUUAGCAGACAGUAAAAGUCAGUGUAUACAUCUGUAUACACCAUGCACAAAAAGUUCUAUCUGUGUCAGGUUUCCAUUGUUUGGGAAAGAGAUGAAACAUGCUUAGCAAACAAAUGAGGGUGGAAUAAAUGUGCUUCAUGGCAGCUAUUCACACCGGGACAUUAUUUCCCUUCUGUUUUCCUGGUACAGCUAUAGAUCACCCAGGGCAGUGCUAGUUUUCAAAGAAGAGAGGUGCCGGAACUCACCAUGAACACCUCCCUCUUUCUCUUAGAAUACCAAUGGUGCCCACCUGAUAGGUGCCGAAAUUGAGUUCCGUCUAUGGGGGGGGGGGACACCUGACCCAGGGUCAUUGUUUUAUUUUCAAAAAAAGUUUGACUAAAAUGCUGGGUUCUCCAUGUAGAUUGCCUGGCUCGUUUCCCCACAACUAAAUUGGUUGAAUAAUGGAGCAGCGUCUCUUCAAUUUGAUCCAAGUGGAUAAGUUUUGUACUGUAUAUGGAACAAGCUGUAUGCCUUGUAGAACAGUCCAGAAACUCACUAGGUAUACAGUCAGUUUGUUGAUCCAGUGUUUGCUCCUUCUUUCCUAGUGGACUGACCUUGUUCUGAGCUUUUAAACCAAUUCCUUUGGAGUAUGUAGCCACAUUUUGUAAGGUUCAGAAUGGGACCUCUGAACAAGCAAGUUUAGGACUGAGUUCCUUCACUGUACAGUAUUGUACUGUACUGCUAUUAUGACUACUGAUAAUGUAGCUACACUACCAUUCUGAAGGAAUAGGUACUUGAAUGGUGUACAUAUUUUUAGAAUGUUAAGAUGGAAGGGUCCAGCAGAGAUGUCUUAGAAUGAUUAAAUCCCUAGAUUGGUUCUACAAAAUUGCUUUCUGGCAAUAGUAUUUUCAUUUCUUUCCGUUUUCAAAGAGGUAGAACUGCCCAGCUGUAUAGACUCCGAUGGCAGUCUUAGUCUUUAGGCAGUCUUAAGGGCCUUUUCAUACAUUACGUUGUAUGUGUGUGUGUGAUUUUCAUUCUAAAAGCAUGCACUUAAAAAUAUAAAUGCAACGAACAUGUAUUGUACAAAUAUAGCAGGAUCGGCUUGGGCUUAUUGUCAGAUAUACGCUACCAAGAAGGGCUCUACCUGAGUGCGACUGUAUUUUAUUUCCAAGAACUGUAUCUCGGACUAGGGAUCUAAGAGUGCAGUUUGCUGAGCACAGAAGUUGGUAUAAUCCCAGUGGAAUAAACGGCAACAAGUGGUUUCAGAUUGUUAAGUAAAAUGCACGUUGGUCCCAAUGGUUCCCAAUGCUUAGCAGUACAAGCAAAGUUGCACUAAGCUUUGUAGUGUGUCUAUUUGGGCAAAGAAGGAUGGUUAGCAUAGAUAGAUAGAUAGAUAGAUAGAUGAUAUAGUGGUGUUUGAUUGAUCAUUCCCUGUUUUUGAACGAACUAUCAAUAUAAGAUGGUCCAUAAGAAAAGGUUCUGUUGAAUCACUUGUAUAUAGAAGACAGAAAUUCACAGCCAAGCAAAACACAGGUGUUUACUUUUGAAUCUGUAAAUUGCACAGUCACAAGCAAACACUUUCUCCUGGUCAAAUGGGCCGUGGGGGUACUGAUUCAUUACUGAGGCUUGUUGUUCAGCCGCUUUUGCCUUUAACACAGCUCAAGACCUUAUUUUCCAUAAAGGGGCUUGGAAGCAUUUUUCCCCAGUGAUCUAAUUCUCCACACGGGGCUGUGAAAGUUGUAACAGCUACUGCCUUGUGCUUCUGCUCAGCUACAUAAAACACACAUUGAAAGGAGGCAUUCUGGAGGUAUGUGUAUGUUUGCUAAUAUGAAUACUAGCUAUUAGUGGAGGUGGUGCAAAUUCUGACAUCUCUACAGGGAGGUGUUCUGCUGUUAGCAGGAAGAAGGCAGAUGGUGGGGCUGCUGCUGAAUAGAAUCCGAACUGAAAAUACUGGGGGCCUCAUUUGGGCUUCAUUUCUCUCGUCUCCUUUUUCUCAGGACUGCUGCAAGAACAAUGUCAUUAUUUUUUUUAUGAAUGAAAGUGGAGAGGCAAGGCAGAAUUGACCGUGUAUGUCAUUCACUCGCAAUGGCAGAGAUGAUUAGGGAGGUCAGUGAACUUGUUUGCAGCCUUGAACAUGUGGUCACUCUAUUCAGCCGCCACAGAAUAGGCGUUGGAAUAAAAUAAAAAAAGCUCCUGCAAUUUGCAUUCUUAUUCAGAUAAAGAUAUUACUGGGUACGAUCAGUGAAUGUCAAGUAGUGCUUACUGUGUUGUUAGACAGCAGACAGAUAAAAAUAAAAGCGGCACAUUUUAAGGAGUUUGUGAGGUGCUCUGUCCCAAUUGUAUUGUGGUUUCCACAACACCCAUUUUAGUUCUUUUCCACAGAAAAAAAAUCCCAUUGCCCCGUUACAAACGAAACUCCCCCUCCCCUUAUCUUACCCAUUAAGUGUUCUGGAUCUAAUGAUAUUCUUGAGACAGAAUGUUUAUUAGCUGGCAGAUAAAAGUAUCUGUAAUAUUCAAAGAGCAACAAAUAUGUUUUAUUUUAUUGUUAUUAAACAUUUAUACCACCCUUCAUCUGAGAAUCAGAGGGUGGUUUACAGUAUAGAAUACAUAACAAAGUAACAAACAGAACAACAAUCCCAUACUUUUGGGGAGAAAACUAUUUGAACCAUACAGUUAUUUUAUUGAAAUAGCUAUAUGCUGCUUUUCAGCCCAGGGGUUCUCUGAGCAGCUUACAGUAGUUUGAAAAAGCAACCCAUUGACAAUUACAACUUCUUUAUUUAAAAAACCAGAAGAGCACCCCAGAAAAGCUUCUUUUUAAAACAAAACAAAACACCAGGGUCAUACCAGCAUUAAAAGUGCGAACUUAAAAGCAAAAUAACCCCUCUGUUAGGAAUAAACUGGAGCAGAUUUUGACAUUAAAACAAGUGGGGGAGAUAAUAAUAAUAAUAAUAAUAAUAAUAAUAAUAAUAAUAAUAAUUUAUUAUUUAUACCCCGCCCAUCUGGCUGGGUUUCCCCAGCCACUCUGGGCGGCUUCCAACCAAACACUAAAAUACAAUAACCUAUUAAACAUUAAAAGCUUCUCUGAACAGGGCUGCCUUUAGAUGUCUUCUAAAAGUUUGGUAGUUAUUUUUCUCUUUGACAUCUAGUGAGAGGGCGUUCCACAGGGCGGGUGCCACUACCGAGAAGGCCCUCUGCCUGGUUCCCUGUAGCUUUGCUUCUCUUAGUGAGGGAACCGCCAGAAGGCCCUCGGCGCUGGACCUCAGUGUCUGGGCAGAACGAUGGAGGUGGAGAUGCUCCUUCAGGUAUACUAGACCGAGACCGUUUAGCAGAGUGCAGGUAUCUUGUGUUUGGUCUUGAUACAUGCGUAGUGAAGAAGUGUAAUUUGUAGGUAGGAAGGCCUAGGAACCCCUUGGGUCACCUUUGAGCACGUCAGAAUUCCUGCUCAGUGCAGAGACAUUGCUCAUUUUCCUUAUAGGAAUGGCUGAAUUGGUCAAGGAGAAGUUGAUGCCUCUUCGUCAACACGUUGGGACGGUACAAUAUUCCCAACAUAGUCACUGAGCUAGUUUGGACAAUAAGCCAGGAGAUCAGAAGCAUUCAUUUUCACUUUAGAUUCAACACAGCUCGCUGUUUUGUCUGAACCCAACACAGCGUGGUUAUUAUGAGCAGUAGCUUGCUUAAAGCAAGCCGGCGUGAAACCAUGGAUUGUGAAAUGGUCCUGUUUCAACAAACCGUAGUUACAAUGAACCACAGUUAUGGGUUCAGACAGAACGCUAAUGGAAACUAAAGCUUGUGGCUACACCAGGAGAGAGAAGCUCCAAAGCCCGAGGUUAGCUGAAGCUUGUUCCCAUUGUGGUAAACCGUGGUUUAUUGUGAUGCCUGAACUCGCCCCCUGAUUCUUCUGAGAAAGAAAGACUCCUAUACCUUUUCUGCUGGGAAAGAAAAGUGCAGCAGCUAAAGCAACUAAGAUGUUUCUUUCUUGGGAGAAUUGCCUUUUUUCUUUCACUCUGUUCCUGUAGGAAAUAUACUUUGAUUAAGUUGUACAGCUGGAAACAGAAGCAUAUCAGGCUGCCAAGUGCAGAUGCAGUCAUCCAAAAAGGGCUGCUGGGUAUCUUUUAUUCCUUUCAAAUGGAUAUUGUGCAAGUGGGAUGGGCCGGCCAACCUGUGAUGUGUGGCCGUCAUGCAGCAAAGCUUGAGCAGGGACUGAAUCCUGAGCUCCUGUUUGGUCUUACUGUGUUCAGUGGCCAAGUUUACAUUGUCUGUUGCUGUUUUUAUGUGGAUUUUCUGUAAAGAAAGAGGUUAAAACAUGGAUUUCUGUAGCGGAGUUCGGUUUUCGCAGGUUCUAAUAAGAAGGACUUGCUUUAAGUUGCUAUAAAUCACAAGCAAAAUCACAUCGUUGACAUCGUAAUUGGAACCUGACACUUUCAUAACAAGCUGCUGUAUGGCAUGAACAAGAUUUGUAAUCUUGCUGCGUUUAAUUAUUAUUAUUAUUUUUGGAGCCGUUUUUGUUUUCUUAAAAAAACAACAACAAUCAUAUCUAAUUAUAUUUUUAUCUGCUGACAGUCUAUAUCAGGCUUCCUCAAACUCAGCCCUCCAGAUGUUUUUGGCCUACAACUCCCAUGAUCCCUAGCUAGCAGCACGAGUGGUCAGGGAUGAUGGGAAUUGUGGUCUCAAAACAUCUGCAGGGCCGAGUUUGAAGAAGACUGGACUAUAUUGUAUUCUGCUUGUAGCAGCGUAGUUUCUUGACACUGAUUGGCUGAGCUGCUGUGAUGGCAUGGAACAUUCCUACUUGAGGAACAAGGUUUUAGCAACAAAGGUUUCACAGCCUGGCUUCUGUUAGAAAGGAUAGGUCUUAGCCUUUGGGGGAUAGGCAUCCCUUAUAUAGUGUGGUGUAAAGGCAUACAGGGGAUGCAGGUGGCGCUGUGGUCUAAACCACUGAGCCUAGGGCUUGCCGAUCAGAAGGUCGGCAGUUCGAAUCCCUGUGACAGGGUGAGCUCCCGUUGCUCGGUCCCUGCUCCUGCCAACCUAGCAGUUCGAAAGGACGUCAAAGUGCAAGUAGAUAAAUAGGUACCACUCCAGCGGGAAGGUAAACGGCGUUUCCGUGUGCUGCUCUGGUUUCGCGAGAAGUGGCUUAGUCAUGCUGGCCACAUGACCCGGAAAAACUGCCUGCGGACAAACGCCAGCUCCCUCGGCCAGUAAAGUGAGAUGAGCGUUGCAACCCCAGAGUCGUUUGCGACUGGACUUAACUGUCAAAGGCAUACAAGGCAACAGCCUUGCUGAGCCUAAGCAGGUCUUGGCCUUGAUUGGUUUUCCACCUGGGAAGCACAUGCCUUGGGAAAUGUAGCUUAAUGAAAUAGGUCCCUUCCAACUCUACAAUUCUAUGAGUCUAUGGUUCUAUUAAAUGAUACAGGCAUGUAGACAGAAGAUCUGGCCAGGGCAGGUGAGGGACUGGAAAGGUGGGGAGAAAGAGAACGCAGCAGAUAUCAGAGAGCCCAGAGGCUAGGUGGAAAGGGUCACAGCAAGUAGCAGAGUUAGAUCAAGGUGUGUGACCCAAGUGCAGAUAGAAGCAUCAUAAGCUUGAGACUGAGAAGACUUGGGGACUGAGGGCCAGGGCACAUAAAGGCUGUGCAGGGUUGCCAAGUCUAGACCCUGAGAGGGUUGCACAGAAGGCUGACUCUGGCAUUAUUGUCUGGCAUUGGCUCUCAGUGCGUUUCCGAGCACAAUUCAAAGUGUUGGUGUUGACCUUUAAAGCCCUAAACGGCCUCGGCCCAGUAUACCUGUAGGAGCGUCUCCACCCCAUCGUUCUGCCCGGACACUGAGGUCCAGCGCUGAGGGCCUUCUGGCGGUUCCCUCAUUGCGAGAAGCAAAGCUACAGGGAACCAGGCAGAGGGCCUUCUCAGUAGUGGCACCCACCCUGUGGAACGCCCUCCCAUCAGAUGUUAAAGAGAUAAACAACUACCUGACAUUCAGAAGAUAUCUUAAGGCAGCCCUGUUCAGUUUUUAAUGUGUGACAUUUUAGUGUAUUUUUGGUCUCUGUGGAAGCCUCCCAGAGUGGCUGGGGAAACCCAGCCAGAUGGGCGGGGUACAAAUAAUAAAUUAUUAUUAUUAUUAUUUUAUCAGCACAUCUGUGGUUAAGAGGUAGUGAGAUUAUGCUAGGCACUGGAAUUCACAUACACAUUUGAACAAACCAGCUCUUUGAUUGUAAGCUUCCUGUAUUAUCGGAUUGAAACUUAACUCGGUGUUGAUAAAAUUGUGUUGUUUUUUUAAGCUAGAGGAUGGGCAGAGCCUUAAUUAUUACUUUAAUUUUUAGCUUCUUCUGUGUGAAUGUAUUGGCCUCAUCCUUAUUUUGGUGGAUUCCCCCACCCCACCCCCGGUUGCCUCCACCAUCAAAACAAGGGGAAACUUGUAAGAUACAUUGCAGUGAAGUCAUUAUGACUACAAGUGAUUCUAACUUUUAGAAUUGGUGCCUGAGUUUGCUUAUUUUCCUCUUUCUUCCUCAUCCCCUAUUUUCCUUCCUGUGUUGUGUCUUUUAGAUUCUAACCCACCCACAGGCAGAUACCAUCUUGCUUUUAUUGAUCUUGGGGAAACUACUCUUGGAACCUUUUGCGUGUUCAGACCCAGAGACCUCCCCCCUAAAUAAAUACACACUUGACUCGAAUUUUAGUUUUGGUUUUUGGCAGAAUUUAGGCCACAACUUUAUUGAUUACAGAAAGUGACUGGUUGCAUAGGCUCUGGUUCGACUAGCUCCCUGCCAUGCAGGUAGCGCUGACCCAGAGCUCUAUCAUAGGUCAGACAAAGAUGAACACCUGAGGUAGGGGAAAAGCCCGGGAACAGACUCUGUUCACUCCCCCAGAUGCUCCCCUGGACUCAGGCAUGGGCACACCCCCCUCUAAGGGGUUGACCAAACCAUCGAGUCCCUGGAUUCCUUUAACGGAAUACCCUUCACAUAGGGAUGGUGAGAGCGUUCUCCCAUCCCUAUCACCUGAACCAGAGCCUAUCUGCAGCCUUACAAGUUGUGACGAUUUGCUACACAGCAGGCGAAACCCAAAUGGCAACAGCCAAUCAGCCAAGUGGGGGAAAUUCCUGCCUUGCCCCUGUCCCAACGACACACGACGGCAUAGCAAGGUCAAUCACAAAAUACCCUAAAUAUAGGGAAAGAUGGGCGGGUGUUCUGUUUGCAUGAGCCGAAAGAGAAUCUCUGGGUCACAUGCAAGGGGUUAAAUAGGUCCCUCGAACCGUUUAGACUGCACCCCAUUGGCCAGAGUACACCCAGCAGCAAGGGACCUACCAAUUGGGCGUUGUGGCUAUCCAGUAGACCCACCCACAACCAGGAAGUCAGUCUCCAGGUCUCACCGCAACACAUUCCCUCUUUUAAGGAGGACACAAUUUCCGUGAAAAACAACAACAACCAUGCCUUAAAUAAAUAUAAAUAAAUAAAUUUAGUCUUGCAGCGGUGAAGGUGCUACAUUUUUCAGCCUGCCUGUGUUGGCAAAGCCAUCCUAAACAAGAGGUGUUUUCUGAAUGUUGUGAACAAGGCAGGAGGUUGUUGGUUGCUAUUGUAAGCUACCGAAGGCCACUCUCGUUUUAGAUGAUAUUUCAGAUAUCUGUUUCCUUCUUCUCUUUGCCACAUGCAAAGCGGGGAGCAGGAUUGCAAGUGCUUCCAUGUUCAGCAAAGGUGAUCAGGAGAAUUCCUGCAUGGCUGGGAUUCCUGAUUGUUUGGAGGAAUCCUAAGUGUAUUUCUGGUUGAAUGCAUGGCUGCUGUCUGCCCUCUGCACAUUGUCCCUGUGUGGUAAGAAUGAAUAAAAAAGGGCCCAUCUCGUUUUGCUUCUGCUCUCUUGCCUUCAGUUCACAGAAGACAGGCCUAUGGAAAGGAAUUAGACACAAUAAUUAAAUGGACCCUCUGUGUGUCAAUUCAUAGCUGUCAACUUACAGAUUUGAAAAUAAGGAACCAGCAGCCUCGAAAAUAAGGAAUCAGCAGCCAAAAUAAGGGAUUUUUCCGGGCACAGGUAGGUUCAACUUCUGAGCCCCUCCGAGCCAAAGGCAGAAAGCCCAGCCAGCAGCCAAACGAAGCCUCAAGCGGUGGUUCCCACAACGCAGCAACCCGGCAAAGGGGAUGCAGCAAGGAAAACUACCGUCACCUCUCCGCUGGGAAGCGCUGAGCAAAGGCGAGUCCCCAGGCAACGCGGCCGACUUGAUCGGCACAAGGCAUGCAAGCUCCACACCCCAGUCAUUCUUAGACUCCUUAUUGGGUGAGCAACGCAGCCAAGCAACACAGUUGGAGCCUCCCUCCUCCCUGGCCGGCAGGGAGGGAGGGAGAAUAGCUGCUUCCUUUGAAACUUGGGAAAUUUAAGGGACAUCAUCAAUAAGGGACAACAGCGGGACACGUCGCUGGGAUAAGGGACUUUCCCGCCAAAUAAGGGACUGUUGACAGCUAUGUGUCAGUUGUGUAGGGUGGGGCUGGGGACAAUCAAGAAAAGGGAAGGUUGCUUUCCUCAUUCUCUCCCAGGAGGUUUCCUGGGAGCAUCUGGGUCGCCAUGGCUGGAAAGGGGAUGCUCAAUGGGUUAUUCAGCCAGGCUGCUCUUAUUUUAUUUGCUUCCUUUAAAACAUUUAUAUUAUUGUAAGCCGCCUAGAGAUCUCUCUUAUUUGGUGCCAUAUAAAUAUUGCUAAUAAAUACAUGCUGGAUCCCUUUCCGUAGUUCACAGUGGGUUACAAUGAGAUAAUAUAUCCCGUAUUUUUCCGCCUAUAAGACGCCCCUGUGUAUAAGACGGCCCCUAUUUUGGGGGACUCCAAAUUAAGAAAAUACUCCUUAGCACUACCUGUGUAUAAGACGAGCCCCAAUUUUAAACCUAAUUUUUUGGUUUAAAAAAACUAGUUUUAUGCAUGGAAAAAUACAGUCGGUGGGUGUGUGUGUGUGUGUGUGUGUGUGUUGUCAUUUACUGCAGAGUUUGUUAAGCUACCUGUUCUGAGAAGUUGUAUCUGAUUUACAAGAUAGAAAUUCCUUAAUAACAAAUAAAAUACUGGUUGUAUUCAAUAAUAAUAAUAAUAAUAAUCGUAAACGAGGUAGCCAACCAAACGAAAAACAGGGUGAAAGCUCUUCUGAAAUCUACUGGCAACAAUUAAAAAGAGAGGGAGAGAGAAAGAAAGAGAAAGAGCGAAACUGGUCCUAGAGCAAGCCCCAUCCCCCAAAACUGGACUGUGGCUUUUGACUCUGUUUUUUCCUGCCCACCAAGGUGUUAGAGAAAAUAUGUUUCCCCCCCCCAUCACCCUUCAGAAAAAAGUUCAGAUCACAGCUAGAAAUGUCUACCGCGCUGACCACAGGCAAACCUGCCUCCUCAGAGAUAUGAGCUUUGAUUUGUCUGGGAAGUACAAAUGUUCAAACAGAAAAGAACGAGUUUUAUUUUAUGGAAAAACUAACCAUAUUUGUUAUAGACAAGGCUACUUAGUGUUUGCUAUUAUUACAUUUUUGCUGUUUUUCAAAUCUAAAUGCAGCGGGUGGAAAUAUGUGGAACAGGCAUGCUUAGUUCUAUUUCCUGACUUUCAUUUUUAAAAACCACUAAGGAUCUAGUCCUCAUCGCUGAGAGGCUAUAUCUGAAACAAUGGGGCAAUAGUAUCUGAGGAACCAGAGGGGUACUUGGAAAAGUUUUCCUUUGGGUGGGCUGGGUGAUGUUUCCUUUCCUGCAAAGUCUUUGCCCCUUCCCAUGAGUAACGACAGCAGCAUAAAUUAUGCAAAUCAAGAGAAAUGUGCAAUUUUUGGGCGAAGAGUUUUGCGUGGUCACGUAACUUUUAUCAGUAUAAACAUGGACCUUGUUGUGGCCAAGCCUUGAAUACGGCAUUAAAAACUCUGCCGUUCCAUUAUAGCUAGAGGCUAAAGAACGCGGGUGGCGCUGUGGGCUAAACCACAGAGCCUAGGACUUGUCGAUCAGAAUGUCAGCGGUUCAAAUCCCAGCGACGGGGUGAGCUCCCGUUGCUCGGUCCCUGCUCCUGCCAACCUAGCAGUUCGAAAGCACGUCAAAGGGCAAGUAGAUAAGUAGGUACCACUCUGGCGGGAAGGUAAACGACGUUUCCGUGCGCUGCUCUGGUUCGCCAGAAGUGGCUUAGUCAUGCUGGCCACAUGACCCGGAAGCUGUACGCCGGCUCCCUUGGCCAAUAAAGCGAGAUGAGCGCUGCAACCCCAGAGUUGGUCACGACUGGACCUAAUGGUCAGGGGUCCCUUUACCUUUACCUUUAAAGAAUACCAGCGUCGUCUGCUUGUGAGAUUUCUCUUUGAGGAACAGUAGCAGGCCAAGACCUUUGGCAUGUUGCGUCUCUUUUAACAGCCGUACCGCUAUUGUACCCAUCUGUGACUGUAUACACCUAGCGCUUUUAAAAAUAUAAUGUUGUUUGAGUUGUGCUUUAUUUCCCCGCUUUGUGUAUGACACACCCUCCUGUUUGUGAUGCUAUGGAGACUGUCAGGUGGGUGAGACAAGGGAACCUUUAUACAGCGAAUUUGAUAUUCAUUACCCUCAUAACCUUUGUCUUUAGUUAGCAGGAAGGCUUUGCGAUAUCAAAAGCAAACAAGGAGCCUGAGAUAUGAGAAGAGCAAAGCCUUAGGUAAACUUGGUAGUUAAAUGUGAAAAGUAAUCCGAUUAAACUUACCCUGUCGUUCUUCUUUGGGGGCGGGUAGGGAACACACCAUGUCUUGCUGUGUUGUGUAAUGUGCCCUGUACAGUAAAAGCCUGUUUAGUUCUGCCUUCUUGUCUUGAAACUGUGCUGGUGCUUGGAAGAACAUCAUUUGCAUCGAUAUGAAAAAUAAGGGCGUGCAUAUUUUACUGGGAUAUAUAUUCCUAGGAAGUCUGGUGCCAUUCUCAUCCAAUUCCAAAUGAAGCCACUAGUGGUCCACUUCUGGGUUUGGGGUUGGGAAGGGAGGAAUGUUUCCACACUGUUUGAGCUGGCAUCUCAGGAACAGUGGAUCUGCUGGGUAAGCGCUCAGGAGCCGGCUGAUCUGGAGCUGCUGAUUGGCUAGCUGAGGAGGGCUCUCAUAUUAAGAUUGCUCAUGAGUAGGUCCACAGGCAGGAAUAUCUCCAGUCCAUCUCUGUGAUGCCAUUUAAGGUAAAGGGACCCCUGACCAUUAGGUCCAGUCAUGGCCGACUCUGGGGUUGCGGCGCUCAUCUCGCUUUAUUGGCCGAGGGAGCCGGUGUACAGCUUCCGGGUCAUGUGGCCAGCAUGACUAAGCUGCUUCUCGCGAACCAGAGCAGCGCACGGAAACGCCGUUUACCUUCCCGCUGGAGAGGUACCUAUUUAUCUACUUGCACUUUGUGCUUUCGAACUGCUAGGUUGGCAGGAGCAGGGACCGAGCAACGGGAGCUCACCCCGUCGCGGGGAUUUGAACCGCCGACCUUCUGAUCAGCUAGUCCUAGGUUCUGUGGUUUAACCCACAGCGCCACCCGCGUCCCUAUGAUGCCAUUUGGUGGCCUGCAAAAAAGCGGGUGCUUGAGAACUCUACCCCUGUUCUUCUUGUCACACGUCUGGCUUCCUCUGCAAAGUUCUUCUCAGUUUCUCUAGUCUUUCCCUCCCUGCUCCCUCAGUUCCACCAGUUUUACGUUCACAGUACAGUCAUACCUUGGAAGUUGAGCAGAAUCCGUUUCGGAAGUCCGUUCGGCUUCCAAAACGUUCGGAAACCAAAGCGUGGUCUCUGAUUGGCUGUAGGAAGCUCCGGCAGCCAUUCGGAAGCCCCCCAAAAUAGUUCACAAACCGGAACGGUCACUUCCGGGCUUACGGCGUUUGGGAGCCAAAACGUUCGAGAACUAAGCUGUUAGAAAACCAAGGUAUGACUGUACUUUAGAAAUCUUUCUUAAAAAUCACCAGUGCUUUGCUGAGGUAUAUAAACAGGAAGGCACUGGACAUAGUAAAAGAUCCAUCGCAUCCUGGUCACUGUCUCUUCGAGCUCUUGCCGUCGGGACGGAGAUACAGGACGAUGAAGACAAGAACGAGCCGUCUUAAGAACAGCUUCUUCUCCAGAGUGAUCUCGGCCCUGAAUGGGAAGCCCGGACUUUGAAAGUCAUCUAAUCUCCCUUGCUGUAUUAUACUGUAUUGUUUAAUUAGUGUUUUUAUGGAGCAGUCAAGUAAUUUCGUUGUCCCCGAAGGGGGGCAAUGACAAUAAAGAUAUUAUUAUUAUUAUUAUUAUUAUUAUUAUUAUUAUUAUUAAACUACUCGGGAAAGGUUCUAGCCCAGCAGUGUACAGCCUCUGACCAGCAGGUCCCAUUAGGCCUGGCAGGAUUCCUGAUUUGACCCACAAGGCUUUCUCCCCCAAACACCACCCUUUUCACUUCCUGCAUUCCAAGUGUGGGGCGGGUGAAGACAUGGCUAUAGAACAACGAUCAGGAACUACGUUGCUGUUACUCAACCUCCUUACAUAGAUCUUAGAGACCUCAGAACCAGGUCUCACGAGUAGAUCUGAAAACCAGUAGCUCAAACUUGUGAUUUGAAACUGAGCCAGCCAGUCUGCAACCAACUGAAGGUUUGUAAUACAGUACAUGAUUAUUAUUAUUAUUAUUAUUAUUAUUAUUACUAUUAUUUAUUUAUUUAUUUAUUUGUACCCCGCCCAUCUGGCUGGGUUUCCGCAGCCGCUCGGGGAUGCUUCCACAAAGACCAAAAAUACGCUAAGAUGUCACACAUUAAAAACUUCCCUGAACAGGGCAGCAUGAGUGGGAGCAGGGAAUAUUCCCCUCUUUGCAAACAUAUCUCUGGAGAGCAGCAGCAGCAGCAGAACAUUCCAGGAGGAUAUGUGAUAAACUUCUAGGUAAAGAAAGAUCCCCAUUGUAUGAACUCCCACAUUAUUGGAUCUUGAAUAAGAUGCUUUCCUAUAGAGAGAGAGGACUGGCUUCCCCCCCUGCCUUUAAAAGACGAACUGGUGGUUGUCUCCAGUGGGUGACAAGGUUGGAAGAACCCCACCAGUCUUGCUCCACACAGCACCUGAGGACAUCAGAGGCAGUGCAUGAUAAGGGUUUAAUUUUCAUUCCCCAUCCCUUCUGGGUGAAGAGAGACCAGAGAACUCACAGAAUUUGGAUACUGGAUUAAGUUGUGACUGGGGCUGAUGGAAGUUGUGGUCUGAAACAUCUGGACAACAUCUGGUUGGAGAUGUUUGCUGGUUGGAGAGGACUGUUAUUAUUAUACUUAUUUUACUAUCAGGCUGCCUGUCACUACGCUUUUUACUAUGUUUUUAUCGUUGAUGUUUUGGAAUGUGUUUCUAAUGUACAUCGCCCUGAUUUCUUUUGAUAAAGGUCAGUAUAUUAAUUGAAACAACAACAACAACAGCAUGACUUUAGGGCUUUUUACUAGAAAUGGGCAGCUGUAUAAAUGAUGCACACCAGCACACUUCCUUAGCCAUAUCACUGCACAGCUAAACCUUCUGCAAAACAGGGGAACAAAACUAGAAAAAAGAGAGCCAAUUAAAAAUAAUAAUCCCGUUUUGACACGGAUGAAAAGCUUCCAGUCUUGUUGUAUUGAAGGCAAUUUUAUUCUGCCCCCAGCUUCAGUGAAUGCCUGAAAUAAAUGUUCUAAAAAGUUGGGGGGCGGGGGCUGUUGCAGCACAAGAUCAGCAAAUGUAUAGAAAGUACAUAAUAUGAAUAGUGAUCUGAGCCUAUACUUUUUUCCUGGAGAUUCAGGUAGUGGGUGGUAGUGUGGGACUGUUUUAGCUUGCAGAAAGCGCUGGGGGAGAGAAUUACAAAGCAGAGAAAACAGGGUUGUUUUUUUCCAUAGAGGGAAAGGUCUGUCCCCUCCUCCUCAUCCCGAUAUUUGGGCUUAUAUUCAUGCAAUCCAGGUGGUCUUGGUUUAACUUCCAGGGCAAGACAUUCUAAGCUUGGUGGUUAGUUAUUUUCUGAAGUAUAAGGAAGGGGGCAACAGGGGGCAACUGACAAAUGUUAGUAUAAGUCCCUGACAGAGUGUCUGGAGUUCCGCUUUGAGCCAUGUUCUCUGAACCGUUUAGACCACUGGAGGAAACCUGGAGAAUUGAGUACAAUGCCCCUGGGUACGCUUCCUAAGAUCAACAAGUUCCUAGGAAGCGUGCCAUGGGCUGGCUCUCCAUAAACAGAUUUCUGUUCGAUCUCCUUUUGAAUACCAAGUAGUGUUGAAAAUGUGAAGCCUCUCAAACAUACCAUUUGCCUCCUUUUCAAAGCUUUACUCACCGACGGCUCCUAGUCCUGCUGCGUUCAGAACGCAAUUUCCAGUUGGCAUCAGAAACCAUGGGUUUCAUUUGAGGCAGCAACAGCUGGCAGUAGCAAGUACUGUAACUGGUUACCCUUUGGAAAAAUCCACAACCCCAAGUGUGUUAAACAACUAAGACAAACUUUGUCCUUUCAUUUUAAAUUUUCAUAGUAGAUUUCCUCACAAAAUAUUGAGGGGAGGAGAAGUUUGGUCAUUUGCUCUUAUCUUACUCCUAACUUAAAUGUAGAUGACACAUGAUAGAGUUGCCGUACGUCUGGAAUUUCCCGGACAUAUCCGGAAUACUGCAGCCACAAGCAGUGUCCGGGUGGAGACUGGCAAAAUGUCUGGGGAAAUCGCCGGCAGUGUUGUUUUUGCCGAUUUCCCUCAGAAAUAGCUUUAAAAUGUCAAAUUUCUUUACAAUUUUGUACCCCAAAAAAGCUCAAAAACUUUGGGCCAAAAUAAAAAAAGCUUAACAACUUUGCCCCCCGCCAAAAAAAUGAAAAAACCAGCUCCACAAAUUUUCUGUCCAGAUUUUCACCUUUUUGAAAUAUGACAGCCCUACACCAACCAUCUAUUUUUCUGCUUUUGGACUGCUAGAGCAAAGGUGAUGGGAAAUUGUUGUGAUUGAGCCUAUUUUUCCUUCUGGGGAGAAAGGGAUUCUACAGUGUGUUGUCCACUGUCUUACUAGCCAUUUCUUCACAUUAGGCAUUUUGUUCUGCCAGUGUUACACAGGAUUAGUAUUUCGUACCGCAGCUUGCAGACGGAACAGUACAAUGGUGAUAGUGUUGCUAUUCCACUUCAGCAGGUCUAAGCUGAGUCUCUUCAUUGGCAAUCUCCAUGCUUGAAGGAAAGGAGACAGUACUGACAUAACUUGGAGUUUGAAAAUACUGUCUCAAUUUGCAUAGUAAUAAAAGGUUGUGACAAUCUGAUGAAUGUAGUUAGCACUCUGUGCCUCAGCUAACAUACAAAGCAGAAGUCUUGGUACACGCUGUACUUUCAGACAAGAAAACUUCUGCGGGAAACAAGCAGAGCUAUUAGGAUGGAGGUAAAAGUUGUUGUGAGUCCUCCCCGCCCCCCGCCCCCCCCCCGCCGCCUUUCGUCUUCGCCUCAAGCAAAGUUUGUUUUUAAGCAGACUGUCCAACUGUGUGUUUUAUUUCUGAGCCUCAUAUGUCUUGAAAAAACACUGAUUUAAAUGUUUUCAAUAUUUCUGGCAAAUGAUUACUAGCAUGGCAUUGUUGCCGUUGGCAGAUUUGCACUUUAAUCUUGCAAAGUGCAAGGGAGUUGAGAGGGAAACAAAAAAUUGGGAAGACCCUGUAGCUAGUUUGCGUACUUGAAUCUCAAGAGAAUUAAAAUGGAGCUUUGCUGUUCUCCCACAGACUCUGUAAAUAGUUAGUGCGCUCCUAGAUCACAGCCCGUAUAGGUCCGUAUAGUAAAAGCUAUGGUUUUCCCAGUAGUGAUGUAUGGAAGUGAGAGCUGGACCAUAAAGAAGGCUGAUCGCCGAAGGAUUGAUGCUUUUGAAUUAUGGUGCUGGAGGAGACUCUUGAGAGUCCCACGGACUGCAAGAAGAUCAAACCUCUCCAUUCUGAAGGAAAUCAGCCCUGAGUGCUCACUGGAAGGACAGAUCCUGAAGCUGAGGCUCCAAUACUUUGGCCACCUUAUGAGAAGAGAAGACUCCCUGGAAAAGACCCUGAUGUUGGGAAAGAUGGAGUGCACAAGGAGAAGGGGACGACAGAGGACGAGAUGGUUGGAUAGUGUUCUCGAAGCUACCAGCAUGAGUUUGACCAAACUGCGGGAGGCAGUGGAAGACAGGAGUGCCUGGCGUGCUCUGGUCCAUGGGGUCACGAAGAGUCGGACACAACUAAACGACUCAACAACAACAACAGAUCAGAGCCUCAUGCAUCUUGAUGGAUGGGUGGGGUUUAGUUGCGUUGAAAGGGAAAUCAGUGAGGAAAAGGGACAGGAGGACUGGAGAAUCGUGUCCCUUCCAGUACAGUGAACAGAUAGCACAAUUAAAAUGAAGCAUUUGAAUGGUGGGGAGGAGGCUGUAGAGUUGUCUUUGCUAAAUUGUCCUUAGCCAGCCCGGUAAAAAUAGUCAUUUUGCACAGAGAUGCCAUACUAACGCCCAAGUGGGAAAAUCUCAAUAAAAAGGCUUUUGGUAUUAGUCCCUUUCUGGUGAUACAGCAGAGUGUGGGUUGAGAUAAAGGUGGGUCCACAUAUGGUGGCUACAGCAAAGUUGUUCAUUGGUUGCAUUUGCGGAGGGAGCAGCCAAGGCAGUAUCUUAGCACUGUUAGAAAAAGUAAUGUUGCUAAAGUUAAAUAUGUGUGCCUGUCUUUAUGGAGAGCAUUGGCAGAAAUAGGGAGCAUAGUGUUGGACUCUUCCAUUGAACAAUUUUUUUUUAGGUUUUAGCUUGUUUUGCUGUUAAAUCUUGUUCCAGAGAUGUUAUUUCACAAGUGAACUAUAUAUCAGUGGCAUGGGAAAUGGUCAAACUUUAUUGAAUAAUAUGAUUUGUUAAGUAUUGUCUGCCAAUCCGAAAGGACAGGGUUUUUGAGGAUGAGAGGAACUGAUGUGUGAAAAAAGUCGUGAUUAAAGGUGUGUUGGAUUAGGGGUAGCAGGCUAUUACCCUGAAUUAGUAAUGACUGGUAGUUAACAAGAGUUGGAUUCUGCCAUCUCUUGGCUAUGGGGCCGGCCCACCCGUGAGGCGAUGUGAAGUGACUGCCUCAGGUGGCAGAAUCCACGGAAGCAGCAGAUACCGAUGCAGAUCUUCAUUCAGGGCUGGCCCACCCAAGAGGCAAGAUGAGGCAAGCAAUGAGGAUCCACAGAAGGAGCAAAUCCUGAUUCUGAUCUUUAUUUCCCACUUCUUCCUGAUGUAGAUCUUCACUCACCCUUCCUUCCCUGGCAGAGAAGGUGGCACCAUUUUGUGGUUUGCCUCAGGGGCCAAGAUGUUUUGAGCCAGCCCUGCUUGGCCACACACAUUUGCUCAGUUGGGUUAUUCUGGUUUCAGAGUGAAUUCAGUGAGGAAGGCUGCAGCCCUCAGUAACCGAACAGGGUUAAAAACAUGCAAGAAAGGUGAAGAUUAUAUUAACAUAUUAUAAUACUUGCUGAUGAAUUUCAGCCAUCAUGGGAAACUGCUCAGUAUUGAACCAGUGUGGUGUAGUGGUUAAGAGCGAUAGUCUUGUAAUCUGGGGAACCGGGUUCGCGUCUCCGCUCCUCCACAUGCAGCUGCUGGGUGACCUUGGGCCAGUCACACUUCUCUGAAGUCUCUCAGCCCCACUCACCUCACAGAGUGCUUGUUGUGGGAGAGGAAGGGAAAGGAGAAUGUUAGCCGCUUUGAGACUCCUGAAGGGGAGUGAAAGGUGGGAUAUCAAAUCCAAAUCCAAACAGUAAUAAACCGGUUGCAAACAGAAUUCUAGUAUUAUUAUUAUAUUUUUUAAAAUCCCAACAUAAUAAACCAUGAAUAGCUACAGCGUUUUCCAGUCCUAAAAUCUACUACAUUGCAAGUUUUUCUAAGAUUAGGCAGCAGAAAGGCAACUGUGAUCCAGACAUGAACUGAAGUCAACUUGAUGCUAUCUGUUUACUGGAAACGAAACAAAAAUUGUCAUAUUUGGAUAGAUUUCUUCUGCACCACUCUCUCUUUUAGCAUGUGAAUAGACUUUACAUUGAUAAUUCAAGGGUUAUGUUCCAGGUCUUUGUGUUGCAAUAACUUCUAGCACACUCUUAUAGCGCAUUCUCGUCUUCACCAAAAGAUUAGAACGUGGAACUCUGAUUGCUUUGUUAAGAAUAAAGUUUUCUCUCUUUGUUUAUACAAAAAUAACCAGUGCCUCGCUUGACAUUGGAAAGCAAAUGUUUUCACUCAGAAUUACAAAAGUUGGCCAACAGCACAACUAUCCUCUAGAUCAGGCAUCCCCAAACUCGGCCCUCCAGAUGUUUUGGGACUGCAACUCCCAUCACCCCUGACCACUGGUCCUGUUAGCUAGGAAUGGUGGGAGUUGUAGUCCCGAAACAUCUGGAGGGCUGAGUUUGGUGCCUGCUCUAGAUGUACUACCGUAUUUUUCACUCCAUAAGGCGCACCGGACCAUAAGGCGCACCUAGUUUUUAGAGGGGGAAAUCAAUAUAUAUAAAUAUUAUUCCCCCCCCCCGCCCCAAAGAGCAAAGAAGCCAAGACAGCGAGCGGGAUGGAUCCUGCUCACAGUCUUGGCUUCCUCUUUAGCCGUGAGCAACCUCUCCAGGCGGCCUCUCCCAGCCGGAUCUGUGCUUUUAUUUAAAAUGCAUCUCUGGGUUAUUUGUGGGGCAUAAUAAUUCAUUCAUUAUUUUAUUUUAUUUUUUCAAAAUAUAGUCCGGCCCCCCACAAGGUCUGAGGGACAGUGGACUUGCCCCCUGCUGAAAAAGUUUGCUGACCCCUGCACUAAAUUACCGUAUUUUUUGCUCUAUAAGACUCACUUUUUCCCUCCUGAAAAGUAAGGGGAGAUGUGUGUGCGUCUUAUGGAGCGAAUGCAGGCUGCGCAGCUAUCCCAGAAGCCAGAACAGCAAGAGGGAUUGCUGCUUUCACUGUGCAGCGAUCCCUCUUGCUGUUCUGGCUUCUGAGAUUCAGAAUAUUUUUUUUCUUGUUUUCUUCCUCCAAAAACUAGGUGCGUCUUGUGGUCUGGUGCGUCUUAUGGAGCGAAAGAUACGGUAUGGCUUAGUUAAUGUUCUGAACAAUAGCAGCUGACGCAGAGGCGGUGGUGGAUAUCUGACCUCCCGCCACUGGUGUUUCUGCAACUUACUGGGUGAUGUGACUAGGAUUUUGGUACAGUGCAAACACACCAGCAGGGUGAGCUGGAUUUGUGCCGCUGGUAUAUUUGCACAGGGACGUGGGUGGCACUGUGGGUUAAACCACAGAGCCUAGGACUUGCCAAUCAGAAGAUCGGCGGUUCGAGUCCCCGCGACGGGGUGAGCUCCCGUUGCUCGGUCCCUGCUCCUGCCAACCUAGCAGUUCGAAAGCACAAAGUGCAAGUAGAUAAAUCGGUACCGCUCCAGCGGGAAGGUAAACGGUGUUUCCAUGCGCUGCUCUGCUUUGCCAGAAGCGGCUUAGUCAUGCUGGCCACAUGACCCGGAAGCUGUACGCCGGCUCCCUCGGCCAAUAAAGCGAGAUGAGCGCCACAACCCCAGAGUCGGCCAUGACUGGACCUAAUGGUCAGGGGUCCCUUUAGCUUUAUAUUUGCACUACACUGACUUCCCCAUCGCAUUCCCCUUCCCCACCUUUGUAAGAUGCAGCAGUUCCAAUGAGGGAAGGUCAGGUAAGGGCCUCUACGUCUCCAUGCUGCAAGGAUGAAUCACAGAAAGCUUUGGGCUCAUGCAUUGCCCUUUCCUCAUUCGGCAUGGCUGCAGGGAGGAGUUCAAAAACAUUCUCGUCCAUAUUUAGACCGGCUGCAGCUUGUCGUGUCAUCUAGACCUGAUUAGUCUUAACUAUGGUUUGGGGAAACCAGCCAACUUCAAACCAUAAUGUAUGGAAUUGGGUUGCUUUCACUAACCAUAGUUAAAAUUAGCCACAGUUUAGGGUUCAGAUGUCAUACUAAUCUCUAGUUAAUUUAAAACAGGUGGAGCUUCUGAUCUCCGCCUUGCAACUAUGCCAGCGAAGGAAAUGCAGAAAGUGUACUUUCCCUUGAAACGAAAUGACUGCAUGCAAAACAGGCCUGUAAUUCUCUUUAACAGAACGCGCCUUUGAUAAUCUCAUGGACACAAGUUAGCAUGAAGCUCUGCACCUUUCUAAGGAAGGGAGAAAUUGGUCCUGGAUUUUAAGAUUUUUGACAUUCAGAAAGAAGUUUUAGUGGUUGGGGGAAAUCAGCCAAUACAUGCAUUGGAACUGAUGGUUUUAACUAGCUGUGUUGGAAAGUGAAUUUCACUCUGAAAGUAGGACGGUUGUAGCUGGAAUGACAAUUAAUGCCGUGUGGGCAAAAUCUCUGCUGGAAGCCGGUAUCUGAAUAGAACAAGAACUCUGGCUCUCCCUACCAGUCCUUCCCUCCUCUUUCGUGAUUUGGCCCUAUAUUGGCUGUUGAGUGUGGUGGCUUCCAUUUUUAAUUAGCCAGCUGGGCAAAAUUUAGUUCAUUGUGUCCCUUCAGUUAAUUAUCGUGAAACUGUUCUCUCUUCCCCCUCCCCCUCCCCCAUUAUAGAGCAGCCUGGGAUUUGGCAAUCUGGGGUCCAGCAUUUUGCUUUUGAGGUAUUAUUGGGUGCCAGCUGUCUGCCUUAACUGAAGAUUUGAUCUAAGAGAAAUUUAAUCUAAAAAGGGGCAGGGAAGUCCAGAGGAACAGAGAACGUAUACCUGCAGGAUCUGCAAAACUUCAUUCUUGAAAAACUAGGGGGGCAAACCGCCCCAGAAGGAGCACAAAGUUUCCCCCCACCUCCCACAAAGGCACUAGGGAAGUCUUAAGUGUCUUAAUCAGAUGAAUUUAGAUUUGUGUCCUUGCUAAGGGCUUUAAAGGCAGGACAUUAAAGGCUGUAGACAACAAAUGUAAGAAUUAGGAACAAGGUAGACAUCAUGCUUUUCAAGAACCUGUCACACAGAAGAAGACAAAGAGUAAUUCUCUGCCGCCCCACAAGGUAGGACCAGCUAGAGAGUCUUAAGACUUAAAGUAACAUUUAAGUAAGUUUUCGGAAGAAUUUAUAGCUGCCAGAGGCAGCACAAGCGUUCUCCCAGGCCACCUCCCUCAGAUUGCCUUUCUCUGAGGAAGGGAGUCGUCCCACUGAAGGAAGCAGAGAGGAAAGAUGGAGGUGGAUUGACUCCUAGCACUGCCUCUGCGUCAGCAGAGCAAAACUUGUGAAAAGUAAGCAGGGAGGAGAGGAAGAAGAAGAAGAAGAAGAAGAAGAAGAGUCUGGAUUUGAUAUCCCGCUUUUUGUUGUUGUUUAUUCGCUUAGUCGUGUCCGACUCUUCGUGACCCCAUGGACCAAAGCACGCCAGGCACUCCUGUCUUCCACUGCCUCCCACAGUUUGGUCAAACUCAUGCUGGUAGCUUCAAGAACACUAUACAACCAUCUCGGCCUCUGUCGUCCCCCUUCUCCUCCAUCUUUCCCAACAUCAGGGUCUUUUCCAGGGAGUCUUCUCUUCUCAUGAGGUGGCCAAAGUAUUGGAGCCUCAGCUUCACGAUCUGUCCUUCCAGUGAGCACUCAGGGCUGAUUUCCUUCAGAAUGGAGAGGUUUGAUCUUCUUGCAGUCCAUGGGACUCUCAAGAGUCUCCUCCAGCACCAUAAUUCAAAAGCAUCAAUUCUUCGACGAUCAGCCUUUUUUAUGGUCCAGCUCUCACUUCCAUACAUCACUACUGGGAAAACCAUGGCUUUAACUAUACGGACCUUUGUUGGUAAGGUGAUAUCUCUGCUCUGAAGAAGGUAGAGUUGCCAUAUUCCCAAAAGUGAAAAUCUGGACAAAGUUGUUGAGCAUUUCUUUCUUUCUUUCUUUCUUUCUUUCUUUCUUUCUUUCUUUUUUGUCAAAGUUAUUGAGCUACAACAAUUGUAAAAGAAUUUUUAAAUUAAAAAAAAUACCCCACUUGCCAUACAACCUGUUUUCACCAAUUCAGAGAAAAUCUGUCCGGACGCCAUUUGAAAGCAUGUUUCCCAGCAGUGUCCAGGAUAAUCCAGAUGCAUGGCAGCCCUGAAGAAAACUCAUUUCACAGCCAUGCAGCAAGGGAGCAGUCUUUCAUUGCCUUUGGUUCAGCGACUGUCGUGUGUAUAAACAGAGUGGUACUGGGUCUCAAGCUUGCUUGGCAGCUAGGCAACCUAUCACAAAGUGCUCUUCAGUUCUACAGUUUCCUAAAAAUGAGAGGAAAAGCAGUCUGCAUGCCUAGAGGCAUCAACAUAUUUAAUUGAUGUAUUCCACAAAUCAGCUCCGGAAUGGAAAAGAUUCUUGGCAGAGAAGGCAAGAAAUAUAUGCAGGAAAACGAGAGGGUGCGAGAGGCAGAUGAAAUAGGAAAUCUGCUAGACGGAAGGAAGCACAUAGAAGAAACACUGGUGCCUGUGAAAGGGUGGAGAAGCAGGAGAUAAAGGGGAAGUGGCUGGUGGUGGCAGGAGCCAGAGGGCAGCUGAGUUAGUAGAUGGAGGCAUGGGAAGGAGAGGAGAGAUGGGUGACCCAGAACCAGGGGAGAGGAAGCUUGUGACUCAUGAAAAGCAAGGGCGAACAAAUGAGAGAGAGACUCUCCGACAGGUCUAAACCACUGAACCUCUUGGGCUUGCUGAUCAGAAGGUCGGUGGUUCGAAUCCCUGCAAAGGGGUAAGCUCCUGUUGCUCUGUCCCAGCUCCUGCCAACCUAGCAGUUCAAAAACACGCCAGUGCAAGUAGAUAAAUAGGUACCACUGCAGCAGGAAGGUAAAUGGCAUUUCCAUGUGCUCUAGUUUCCGUCGUGGUGUUCCGUUGCUCCAGAAGCAAUUUAGUCCUGCUGGCCACAUGACCCAGAAAGUGCUCUGUGGACAAACGCCGGCUCCCUUGGCCUGAAAGCGAGAUGAGCGCCACAAACCCAUAGUUGCCUUUGACUGAACUUAACCGUCCAGGUGUCCUUUACCUUUACCUAGAAUAUGGUUGUGAUCAUGUUUAGAUAUUCUGAGUAAACUAGAAUUGUAUGGCAUCUUUUCCAUUUUCUUUCCUUGCAGAUUAUUUAAGGACCGAUACAACAUUCCUUGAAGAACUGGUGGUUGGCAGUGGCGAAAACAUCGAACUCCUGUGUAACUCUCCGGUCUCUUCUAUGUCUGUCUUCUGGUAUAAAGAUGGCAUUGGGAUUUCACCUACUAACCGAACUCAUCUUGUCCAGAAGUUGUUAAGGAUUAUCAAUGUAUCUUACGAUGACUCUGGCCUCUACAGCUGUAAGCCAAGGCACUCCACUGAAAUGCUCAGGAACUUCACAGUACGAGUAACAGGUGAGUUCAGUCCCCCCCCCCCGUUUUCUCUUUGCUUUUCUGCCAAUCACCUGGAUCCAUGCUCACAUCCCCAAAUCAAAAGUGCAUUUUAAAGAGUUUUGCAUCUGGUUCUAAUCUGAUCUGAAAAUCAAAUUGCUUUGACCAGUGUUGAUUGGCCAAUGUUGUUUCCUUUUAUAUAUAUAUAAUUUUUAUUGAUUUUAACGUAUAAAUUAUAAAAUGUACCACAAAACUUAUCACUUAUACAAUCUUUUUAGGCUUCCAUCAGCACCUCUGAUGAUCCACCGUUUUAACCACUUCUUAUGCAUUUCUUAACUUUAUAUUGCCUUUACAUCUCUUAACAAAUCAUCCUUCCUCUUCUCCAUUUUUGCAAUACUUCCAAUAAUCUCCUCACAAAACUUCUUGCAAACCUACAAACGUCGUCUGAUCUUCACAAAUACUUUUCAAAUAGUCCAUAAAUUUACUCCAGUCUUCCGUGAAUUUCUGGUCCCGCCGGUUUCGAAUCCUUCCUGUUAGUUUAUCUAGUUCUGCAUAGUCCAUUAACUUCAUCCUCCAUUCUUCAAUCGUCGGCAAUUCUUCUUGCUUCCAUUUUUGGACCAAUGUUGUUUCGCAUUAUCCAACAAAGUUUGUGAUACUGUUUAGUCUGCCUAGGUUGCAGCUUCCUGACUUGAAAAGUGUUAGGUUAACAAAGAAGCUACAGACUGCUAACUCAGUUCUGGAAUGCUCUCUGUGGAAUAACAGGAGGACCCCAGGUGCUUGGACAUGGAUGUGAAUGAUUUUUCCACUAUUGUAGUUUGUCUACCUUUGGUCUCACCUGUGGCCCCUAGCCGCUUCUUGGGAAUGGCUUUGAAUGGCCAGCUAAACUGGGCAAGGGUAGCCCGUGGGUCUCAAACCCUUGGACUUCCCCUGCAUGUGAAGACAGGUUCUGGCUGAUUGAGCAGACGAGGCCAGUUUCUACACCUGCUGUAGAGGGGCAGAUGGGGCUCGUCAGCCAGAGAAGGUAGCCCAUCUAGGAGAAGGAAAGCUCUGGUCCAAACUUCCACUGCCUUUUGGGAUAUCUUUGGGAGGAGGAGAAGGCUAAGGAGUGAACCCUACACCAGUAAGGAGUGGUGUCCCUAAGACUGCUGGAUGGUGCCUUGUACGCCUCCUUCCGGCAACAGCAAGGCCAAGAGGGAUGUCUUGUUGUCGGGGCAGCCCAGGACCUCCAUAAAAAUUUGAGCUCCCAGGAGGUCCCUUGGGUGCUCCAAACACAGCAGCUUGACUUCAUCCCUGGAGACGCACUCCAUUGUCUCUUGACUGUCUCUCUCUUGGUUGUGGGCAAACUGGGGAGAGGGGAGAGAAAUGAUGGGGUGGAACCCAUGGCACUUGCUCAAGAAUCCAGAGGUUUUCACGGUGGUGGGCAACCCCCAGAGGAGAUGUGAGAAGGGAACGUCGCUGCUGAGUAUUCUUGCAUUAUGGAGGGUGCAUCUCUUUACCAACCUCCGUUUUCGUUUUGAUCUUUUCAUGAUACACAUUCAAGUUCACAGGCCCAAUGUAUAACGACCGGGAAUGGGAAGAAAUUUGAUUCAGUUUGCAUUUAAAGCUAUCAAAUCUAUACUUUCUGAAGAGAACACUCCCCAACCAUCAGCGUCAGUCUUCAAGGGGGCGAAUGGAAAGGCCGUUCAGUUGACAUCGCCAGUUAAAUUGGGAUGUUGCCCUGUGCAAUCGCCUCUGCUUUUGAGCUAGCUGUGGAUAAUUAUUAUUAUUAUUAUUUAUUUAUUUUUAUUUAUACCCCGCCCAUCUGGCUGAGUUUCCCCAGCCACUCUGGGCGGCUCCCAAUCAAAUGUUAAAAACAAUACAGCAUUAAAUAUUAAAAACUUCCCUGAACAGGGCUGCCUUCAGAUGUCUUUUAAAGAUAGGAUAGCUGCUUAUUUCCUUCACAUCUGAAGGGAGGGUGUUCCACAGGGUGGGCACCACUACUGAGAAGGCCCUCUGUCUCCUUACUUCACGCAAUGAGGGAACCACCAGAAAGCCCUCAGCGCUGGAUCUCAGUGCUAAACGAUGGGGGUGGAGAUGCUCCUUCAGGUAUACAGGACCAAGGCCGUUUAGGGCUUUAAAGGUCAGCACCAACACUUUGAAUUGUGCUCGGAAACGUACUGGGAGCCAAUGCAGAUCUCUCAGGACUGGUGUUAUGUGGUCUCGGCGGCUGCUCCCAGUCACCAUUCUAGCUGCCGCAUUCUGGAUUAGUUGCAGUUUCCGGGUCACCUUCAAAGGUAGCCCCACAUAGAGCACAUUGCAGUAGUCCAAGCAGGAGAUAACUAGAGCAUGCACCACUCUGGCGAGAUAGUCCGCGGGCAGUAGGGUCUCAGCCCUCCGCAUCAGAUGUGGUGUUGUAUUCUUGUGCAAAAGCGCCUAGGCAGGGCCAGCCAAAGGGUGGGAGUCAACAUGCCAUCCGACAGGUCUUGUGGCUUCUCGUGACAACACAUCCCUAUCACCCUAAAACAUGAUCGCAGCAGAGUGAGUGCUUCUCAGAUAAUGAAUGACCCAAGGAUGAAAGUGAAAAAUACAGCAUGAAACUGGUCCAACCGAAAAAAUGAUAGUUGCCUUUGAUAAACAGCAGCAAAGGAUGGGCAUGCCAUGCAUGGCUCGAAUGUAGGGUGUUGCUUUAGUUGCACCAGUGCAAAAACUGGGGGCUUCGACUGUGACUCGGUAAGCACAGUUUUUGAAAGGGAAGUCCCUUUGACUUCCAAAUGGGUAUGUUUCAGAUUGAAACGGUAAGUAAGUAAGUAGGUAAAUUUUUAUUUAUACCCCACCCUCCCCGGCCAAGACUGGCCUCAGGGUGGCUAACAUCAAAUAUAAAAUACACUAAAACACAAUCAAACAAUUGAUUAAAAUACAGCUUAAAAAUUAGAAUCAGGAUAAAAUUAAGUGAUUGCCCACGAAUUACAACCAUAGGGGUCGGGAACCUCAAGUAUUCAUCCAUGUUGGUCCCACAUGAGCCGAUAAAAGGGCCAAAGAGUUAACUUACAGGGUCCCAUAGAGGGGGGGUCAAACUGGGCCCGGACUGAACGCCAGGUGGAACAACUCCGUCUUGCACGCCCUGCAGAAGGAUGUCAAGUCCCGCAGGGCCCUGGUUUCCUGUGAUAACCUGUUAACGCUUAAUUAAAACCAGCUCAGUGGAAGCAUAUUCUCUUGGUACAGGGGCAGUUUUACACUCCUGGCAAAUAGAAGGGGAAGAAAUGGAGGCAGUGAGAGAUUUUACUUUCUUGGGCUCCAUGAUCACUGCAGAUGGUGACAGCAGCCACGAAAUUAAAAGACGCCUGCUUCUUGGGAGAAAAGCAAUGACAAACCUAGACAGCAUCUUAAAAAGCAGAGACAUCACCUUGCCAACAAAGGUCCGUAUAGUUAAAGCUAUGGUUUUCCCAGUAGUGAUGUCUGGAAGUGAGAGCUGGACCAUAAAGAAGGCUGAUCGCCAAAGAACUGAUGUUUUUGAAUUAUGGUCCUGGAGGAGACUCUUGAGAGUCCCAUGGACUGCAAGAAGAUCAAACCUAUCCAUUCUUAAGGAAAUCAGCCCUGAGUGCUCACUGGAACGACAGAUCCUGAAGCUGAGACUCCAAUACUUUGGCCACCUCAUGAGAGGAGAAGACUCCCUGGAAAAGGUCCUGAUGUUGGGAAAGAUUGAGGGCACAAGGAGAAGUGGACGACAGAGGACGAGAUGGUUGGACAGUGUUCUCGAAGCUACAAACAUGAGUUUGACCAAGCUGCGGGAGGCAGUGGAAGACAGAAGUGCCUGGCGUUCUCUGGUCCAUGGGGUCAUGAAGAGUCGGACAGGACUAAACGACUAAACAACAACAGUGGAAGCAUAUUCUCUUGGUACAGGGGCAGUUUUACAUUAUGCAAUGUAAAUGAAAGAGUACUGAAAAAAACAAUAUAUUGCUGCAUGUUAUAUAUCUUUAUUGCCACACCCUCAGCUGGAAUGUUACAUUCAGGUUGUGGUUUCCAAAGAAAUUUUGAAUUUCAAGAACUUCCAAAGAGCAGAAGAGAACAUUCAAAGCAACGUGGAAGAGCAAAAAGGACCUAGAGAUAUUUUCAUGUUACGACAACGGACUGUAAAUAUAGAGUCCGCGUAGCUGCACAGGGGCAAUAAACAUGAUCUUGCUUGUUUUUUUUCAUUGGCAGUGCCUGGCUCUUGGCAGUGGAUAAUUCUAAUACGAACAUGAUUUUGCCAAGCUGAUUUCCUCAGCAAAACCACUUUUAUACUGGUCAUCGACAAGCCGCCGACUUAAAACGAGCUUGUGAGCCUUUCAAAACUGUGAAAACGGAAACGAUUAGAAUGUGCCAAUUGGUUUACAAAACCUCAAAUUGGUUUACAAAAUAUAGAUGGUAAAAUCAAGAAAAAUUCACAACCCCACUUUAAGGCAUACAAAAGUUAAAAGUUAAAAUACUAAAACAGAUUAAAAUUACCUCAACUUUCUAAGCAGCUGGGUAGGCUUGUCUAUACAAGUAUGUCUUAAACAGGUACUGAAAAGUGUACAGUGAAGGCACAUGCUUGAUUUUAAGCAGAGGCUUGACAGCCAUAUGUCAGGAGUGCUUUGAUGGUGUUUCCUGCUUGGCAGGGGGUUGAACUUGAUGGCCCUUGUGGUCUAUUCCAACUCUAUGAUUCUAUGAUUCUAUGAUUCUAUGAUUCUAUGAUCUCAAUAGGCAGGCAGUUCCAAAGUUGUAGGUGCUGCCACACUAAACGAGAGAGUUCUUAUGAAAGGGUACCUGUGCGUUGCCCCUGUUUAUUUUGGAUGAGAGUUGACGUGAAAGAGAUUUUUUUAUAACUAUCAAAGACGAUACGUUUUCAUUCUUUUUAUUUGAGUUUUUAAAAGCAGACUACAAAAACCUCAGUCAAUAGGUUCCCUUGUAGUUAUGUUAUGUGUAGCAGCCACCCAGGCGAUCUGCGUAAAAUGCCAUCCUUUCAGUUGUUCCAUUUUUCUCCUCAUGUGGGAGCUUGUCAUUUCACCAGAUUUCUUCAGGGACAAUUUCUUUGGGUACAUCUUUGCUCGAACUGUUUAUAUAUAAAGGUUUUCUGACCAUCCUCAUUUUGUAGUAAAGUGCAAACAAACGGGGACGUUGUUUUUUUUUAUGAUGGAAUUGAGAUUUUGGUUGGUUUUCAUUAGCGCCUUUUAACAGAAGUGGCUAAGUAGAGUGGAACAACCACCCCAACUUCCCAGCAAUUGCGUCACUAUUUCUUACUGGGAGGGGGGGGGUGAAGAGGUCUGUUUUAGCUGAUGGCAGACUAAAUGUGAGCAGCAGUUGAUUUGACUCCUAAAAAAGCAAUUGCAGUCUUAGGCUGCAUAAACAGAAGCUGUGUCCAGAUAGCAAGAAAUAAUAAUUCCACUGUCCUUUACUGGUCUUGCUGUAUUUUGAGUACAGUGGUACCUCGGUUUAUUAACUUAAUCCGUUCUGGAAGUCCGUUCUUAAACCAAAGCUGUUCUUAAACCAAGGAGAGCUUUCCCUUAUGAGGCCUCCCGCUGCCAGUCCCCUUCCACCAUUCAGAUUCCAUUCUUAGACUGAGGUAAAGUUCAUAAACCGGGACACCUACCUCCGGUUUUGCGGAGUUCGUAAACCGAAUAGUUUGUAAACAGGGCUGUUCUUAAACCGAGGUACCACUGUACUGCCUCUAGUUCAGAAUGCCCUACUUUAAGGACAUUGAUAGAACUGAACCACCUGUGGUUUUUAAUUUCCUUUGUUCUAAAGAUCAUUAUUGAUAUUCUGGGCUUAGCCGGACUGUAUCCCUGUGUUUGUGGAUGAGUGGAUUUUUGUGUUAGUAAGUUCAGAAGUAAAAGUUGAGUUCAGAAGAUCACAGCUUUAUUGGGAUAACGUUGGGAUGUGCCAAUUAAUACGUUUUGAUAAUGGAAAAUCAUUGCAGGAAUGAAUUGAAAAUUUUGCCUCCACAAAAUGUAAUUUCCACCCCUCCCUUGCUUCUCUUUCAAGAUUCUCCAUCAUCAGGUGAUGAUGAAGAGGAAGAUGAAGAUGAAGAUGACUCUGAAGAUGGAGGUAAAUAUCUGGGGUUUGGGACACAUGCAAAGUAAUUCUCAAGAAUGCUUAUACUAGCUAAACUACUAGCAUCAAUGGGGCUUGGAACUGUUGGAAUCAUUUGUGCAGAUGGGGGGGAGAGAUUGGCAUAUAGGCUCCAGUGAUUUCAACCUUUGUUUUACAAUAUCUAGCACUGAGUCAAAACUUUUCAGUGUUUCAAUGUUUUUACUGUUACCUUUUUGAGUGGUUAUGCUACUGGCACCAAAGACCUCAAUUUCCUCAGUUGUUUUCUAAGGGCAGCAAUCCAUUCUUCACUAGAGAUAAUUUUUAAAAAGAGUUUCAGAAUUAAUCAGGAAGCCCUUUUUUAGAAGAUUGGGUGUGUAAACUCUUCUUCUGUUUCUGUGGCUCCCCCAUUGCUGUCCUUAAAUAGCAACUGAAUUGUGGGGGGGGGGGGGUUUCCAUGCAACAUAUUGUGUUUGCUUCUACCACUGCCUUAAUUUGGAGUCAAUAUGCGAUAUUUGUAACAGUGCCAAGGAAGAGUGCUGCCUACUUAAAGAAAAUCAUGGGAAAUACCUGGGAAGGACAGUGGUAUUUCAAAACCACUGCAUUCAAAGGUAGCAGAACCCUUUAAAAUUGAAAUCACUAAGAAUUUUUAAAAGUCUUUUUGUUUUUUCCUAUGUAUGAACUAGGGUUAUUUGGGACAAUGGGAUGAAGUGCUUUGCACUUCACACAUACCUAUGCACUGAAUUGGUGCACUGAUUAUUAACGUGAUUUUGCUGACCUCUUUGCUGACUGCUGGGACGUGGGUGGUGCUGUGGGUUAAACCACAGAGCCUAGGGCUUGCCGAUCAGAAGUUCGGCGGUUCGAAUCCCCGCGACGGAGUGAGCUCCCGUUCCUCAGUCCCUGCUCCUGCCAACCUAGCAGUUUGAAAGCACGCCAGUGCAAGUAGAUAAAUAGGUACCGCUCCAGCGGUAAGGUAAACGGCGUUUCCGUGCACUGCUCUGGUUCGCCAGAAAAAGAGGGAUAAGUAUUCUUACUUUAAAGGACCAUUAUUAGGUAAGAUUAGAUUUAGCAUCUGAUCCAGCAAACAAGAUUCUCAAACAAGAGACGCACCCUAUUUCCUCUCCUACAUGAUUAACUCCUUUGUGGGUGGCGCUGUGGGUUAAAGGGCCUAGGACUUGCCGAUCAGAAGGUCGCGGUUCGAACCCCCACGACGGGGUGAGCUCCCGUUGCUCGGUCCCAGCUCCUGCCCACCUAGCAGUUCGAAAGCAUGUCAAAGUGCAAGUAGAUAAAUAGGUACCGCUCCAGCGGGAAGGUAAACGGUGUUUCCGUGCGCUGCUCUGGUUUGCCAGAAGCGGCUUAGUCAUGCUGGCCACAUGACCCGGAAGCUGUACGCCGGCUCACUCGGCCAGUAAAGCGAGAUGAGCGCCACAACCCCAGAGUCGGCCACGACUGGACCUAAUGGUCAGGGGCCCCUUUACCUUUACCUAUGCUGACUGCUGCCACUCAGUCCAUGUGCACUGGCCUUCCGUACACCUUCUUGCAAACAGACGAGGCGCUUCUUUUGAGGUGCUUCCUGUGACGGCAUUCUGAUCGCUGGAGGCCCUCUUCUGAAGCACCUUGGGAAGAAAUUUCUUUAGUGCUUAUUGUUGCUUGUUGUCUCUUUUUUCUGAGAUCUUUCUGUUGUGUGUCGAGACCCUGAAGCCACCCCCUCGUUGAUGAAUAAGACACAAGGACAUGGAUAUUAGGUUAAUGGUUAUUGGGCAAAUUUAGGCCACAACUUUAUUGGUUACAGAAUGUGAGCGGUAUUGGCUUAGGCAUUGGAGUUGACCUGACUAUAGCUGACUCCUGCCCGUCACGCAGGGAGUCCAGUAAGGGUCAACCACCGGUAGGGGGAGCCCCGUCGAUGCAAACCAACUCAAACUCCCCCUGGCUUCCCGAUGGGGUCGUGACAUAGCCCUAGCCCCGCCCCGAGCUUCGGACAAGAUCCACACCCCUAGAUUCCUUUAACGGAAUACCCUUCAGCUUGGAGGGGCAGGUGAUGGCCACACCUCCCCUGCCCCAUCAUAAGGUCAACCAAUGCCUAACCGCCAAACCUUACAAAGUUGCGACGAUUGCUACAAGGUAGGCGAAAACCAAAUGGCCCGUGCCAGGUUGCCAAGUGGAAAAAUUCCUACUAGGCCCCUCAAGGGCGACCAACCGAGGUCCAUAGCAAGGCCAAUGUUGAAACCUGAAAAUAGGGAGGGCAGGUGGGAGAUCGAGGAGGCGAGCCAAGAGGAAGCUCUCCAGCUCGUGUUACGUUGAAAUGGGGCCCGGCAACGCCCCCCAGCCAGUGGAUUGGCUGGCUGGAGAUGAUGUGGCCGGGAACUCCCCCGGAGGGGAGUGGUUGGCCACGUGGUCCACCGCAACUCCUCCCCACUGGGAAGUGGAGUGGAUUUGCCCACCUUUCUUGACUUGCUGAGCUCAGCAUUUUACUGAGGAGAGAGCUUUCUCAUUCAUAUAGCCUGAGGACCUUAAUCCGAUGCUAACUUGGCAUGGCGUUUGUUUUUCAUUUCACUGAGGUCACUUUGGAGCCGUUUCAGUUCUGUCAAGAAUUGGGUCUCAUCAGCAAGCUUCUCCGAGGCUCAAAUGACAACUACCUUGCUCUUUCCCAACCUAUGAAAACAACAAUGAUUUUGCUGAAACUAAAUCUAGCUGUAGUAGUUUGGCUGCUGUUCCACAUAAUAGAUCGCAUCACAUGCUUGCCAACAGACAUGGUGUGUUUCUUCAGUUGCUCUGCUUUGUGUCUACAGUUGCUCCUUACUGGACCCGUCUCGAGAUAAUGGAUCGGAAGCUUCUGGCUGUUCCUGCUGCAAACACCGUUCGCUUUCGCUGCCCGGCUGCUGGAAAUCCCUCUCCUUCUAUACACUGGCUGAAAAAUGGCAAAGAAUUCAAGGGAGAGCACCGUAUUGGGGGCAUCAAAGUAAGACGUCAGCGGUCUAAACAUUGAUUUGGUCCAUUCCUUAACCUCCAGCUUUGAAAACCUCUUGGAAUUGUCGCACCUGAAGUUUUGCCCACUGAACAAUUUUGAAAGGGCUGUUGGAUAUGGGAUCCACCACUUUUACAUCAUACAUCAUUUCCUUCCCAGUCUGUACUUCUUUAUAGCCAAACUGGUUUGCAGAUUCUCUCCUUGGGUAUAAUUUUUAGAAUGCAAAAUGUGAUGUGGAUACUGUCAUAAACUGAAUAUAUUGGUGAGACAGUUGAAGCAUAUGAACAGCGUUGUAGGUAUUCCCCAUGUAUUUGGAUGAAUUAUUAGAUUCAGGUUGUUCUUGAAUCAUUCAGCCCAGACACUGAGGUCCAGCUCCGAGGGCCUUCUGGCGGUUCCCUCACUGCGAGAAGUGAGAUUACAGGGAACCAGGCAGAGGGCCUUCUCGGUAGCGGCACCUACCCUGUGGAACGCUCUCCCAUCAGAUGUCAAGGAAAUAAACAACUAUCUGACUUUUAGAAGAUAUCUGAAGGCAGCCCUGUUUAGGGGAGUUUUUAAUGUUUGAUGUUUUAUUGUGCUUUUAAUAUUCUGUUGGAGCUGCUCAAAGUGGCUGGGGAAACCCAGCCAGAUGGGCAGGGUAUAAAUAAAUUAUUAUUAUUAUUAUUAUUAUUAUUAUUAUUAUGUUCCCCAACCCCUAGCUGCAGCCCGUUUACAAAUUUCGUGAGAAUUUUCCUAUGUUGCUGAACCUAGUGUAUGUACAAAAAAUACCAGGAAGCAUGUCUGCCACUUUGAGAAAGCAAAGUAAUACUGUUAGCUUUAAACUAGCACAUUUGCCGUGAUUAACAUCCUGAGGAAUUAAAUGAAUGCUCAUUCCUCAAAAGUUUGUUUGGUUCAUGUGAAUAAUCCCCAAUCCCAUUUAUCGGGCCCUAUAAAAGGAGAGUGGAGUGUUUUUUGGGGGGGGGCGGUUCAAGAGUUGUUUUGGCUAUGAUCAAAUACUUCUUCCUGACCAUUCUGAUGUAGGAAAUUACUGAAGUUUUGUUUGAGAUUAAUUCUCACAUUAACUAGCUGCAGACUACAUAUUUAACAGCACAGGAAUAGGUUUCCGUCGGGAUAUUAAACUUUUGAUAGAAAGUCUUUAAAAUGGGAUCAGAGCUGAGAUUGACUCGGCUUCCUUGUUGCUUUAGUACUUUUAGCAACCAGGUUCCAAAUCUGAAUUCCUUUUGCCGUAUUUCACUUCACUCUCUUCUGAGAUAGAUCCUGCAAAGGAGGCUGAUUUGUGGUUAUUCUUCAUUUCCCCCUCUGCAGUUGCGACAUCAGCAGUGGAGCCUCGUCAUGGAAAGUGUGGUUCCAUCAGAUCGAGGCAACUACACCUGUGUGGUGCGGAAUAAAUAUGGCAUCAUUUGGCAUACCUACCAGCUUGAUGUUCUUGGUAAGUGUUCUUUCUGCCUGUUUGCACCCGGUGGACAGUGUUACUCAGGUGGCUUGGGGCUGGGGGUGGACGUGAUUUAGUUCCUUCCCGCUGGGCUUUCUACUUACUGGCCUAGUAGUCACAAGUCUGCACAACUGCAGCCUCCAGAAUUCAAGGGCAGCCUCACAUACAGUGCAUUGUUGUUGUUGUUUAGUCGUGUCCGACUCUUUGUGACCCCAUGGACCAGAGCACACCAGGCACUCCUGUCUUCCACUGUUUCCCACAGUUUGGUCAAACUCAUGCUGGUAGCUUCGAGAGCACUGUCCAACCAUCUCGUCCUCUGUCGUCCCCUUCUCCUUGUACCCUCCAUCUUUCCCAGCAUCAGGGUCUUUUCCAGGGAGUCUUCUCUUCACAUGAGGUGGCCAAAGUAUUGGAGCCUCAGCUUCACGAUCUGUCCUUCCAGUGGCUGAUUUCCUUCAGGAUGGACAGGUUUGAUCUUCUUGCAGUCCAUGGGACUCUCAAGAGUCUCCUCCAGCACCAUAAUUCAAAAGCAUCAAUUCUUCGGCGAUCAGCCUUCUUGAUGGUCCAGCUCUCACUUCCAUACAUCACUACUGGGAAAACCAUGGCUUUAACCAUAUGGACCUUUGUUGGCAAGGUGAUGUCUCUGCUUUUUAAGAUGCUGUCUAGGUUUGUCAUUGCUUUUCUCCCAAGAAGCAGGCGUCUUUUAAUUUCGUGGCUGCUGUCACCAUCUGCAGUGAUCAUGGAGCCCAAGAAAAUAAAAUCUCUCACUGCCUCCAUUUCUUGCCCUUCUAUUUGCCAGGAGGUGAUGGGCCCAGUGGCCAUGAUCUUCGUUUUUUUGAUGUUGUGCUCCAGACCAUAUUUUGCGCUCUCCUCUUUCACCCUCAUUAAAAGGUUCUUUAAUUCCUUAAGAGGUUCUUUAAUUCCAUACAGUGCAUUACAGUCGUCCAAAGGGACUGGUGCUUGCAUAUGGCUUAUGCAACGUACUCUGACUGCAGAAUUUGGAUUCCCUUGGGGCUGAAUGGGUAUUUGUUGAUGCCGCCUCCGCAGAGCCCUGUCUUUUGUUAUUUGUCUCUUUCUGGCUGUUAGGUUAUAGCUAUAUGUGGCCAAGAGAACUGGGCCUGGAGUCAACAUGCAGCAAAUGUCAGGGCCCGUGGUGCUCAGAGGAACCAUUGGGGGUUAAGCCACCACUACCUUCUUAACUUUUUUCUUUUAGCCCGGGAUUCAUCAGAGAAGUGUAAAACGAAGUGACUGCAAUCCCUUCUCUCAGUGCUUCUCUGUCAAAUGUUGGGCUCAGUGUCAUCACCUGUCUCUGGCUCCCAAGGAUGCUGGCCCUGGAGAUAAUUAUUUUGCCUUGAGAAAAGCCUCCACUGCCCAGUAUUAUUUUAAUUUACCUUCCUUGUGUGAUUCCGCUGAGCAUAUACCUGUCUUUCUUAUGGUCUGAGCUUAGACCAAGACUGUAUGCUGCCAUGCUAAUGUAAAAAGGUAAAGGUAAAGGACCCCUGACAGUUAAGUCCAGUCGCGAAUGACUCUGGGGUUGCGGCGCUCAUCUCGCUUUACUGGCCGAGGGAGCCGGCGUUUGUCCGCAGAUAGUUUUUCUGGGUCAUGUGGCCAGCAUGACUAAGCCGCUUCUGGUGAAACCGGCACAGCACACGGAAAUGCCGUUUACCUUCCCACCGGAGUGGUACCUAUUUAUCUACUUGCACUUUGAUGUGCUUUCGAACUGCUAGGUUGGCAGGAGCAGGGACCGAGCAACAGGAGCUCACCCCGUCGCAGGGAUUCGAACCGCCGACCUUCUGAUCACCAAGCCCUAGGCUCUGUGGUUUAGACCACAGCACCACCGCUGAUGCUUAAUCUGAGAUUCUGCACUGUAUAGAAUAACAAGUCAAAGCACCAACAUCGUCUUGCCAUAAAUCGGUUGCCCUGCAGUUGUUUACAGCGGAUCCUUCCUCUGACUGAAUUCGCACAGCAGCAUUCAAAGGCUUUCCAAAAAAAGAACCAUCUUCCAAAAGAGCGCUCUCUAUAUAUCAGGUUCCCAAUGAACUACUGGAAAAGAGCCAGCUCAUUCCUCCUGUGUUUUCUUCUGCAGAAAGAUCACCCCACCGUCCUAUUCUCCAGGCAGGAUUGCCUGCUAACCAGACUGUGGUGAUUGGGAGUGAUGUUAAAUUCCUGUGCAAAGUGUACAGCGAUGCCCAGCCUCACAUCCAGUGGCUGAAACACGUGGAGGUCAAUGGAAGCAAAUAUGGACCAGAUGGGACUCCGUAUGUCACUGUCCUAAAGGUUGGUACACAGCUACACAUCCCCUCUAUGGCCAUUGCAUGCUAGAGUUUGACCUAUACUCUUGAGGCACCGCCUCACAGCAGUGAAUACUUCUGGAACCUCUUGAUUUUGGCAUUAUUGACACUAAAGGCACAUACCUUAAAAGCAGGCAGAAAGCCAUGUAUCACUCUAAUUUCCCCCCAAAUUUGCAGGUACACCUGGGGGGAAAAUCUUCUGCAAAAUCCAAAAUAUGAUAGGGCUACUACCAGACUUGUGAGAAGCUGGUAUAGCAUAAUGGUUAAGAGACUGCAGCUGCAAUCCUAAUCCCAUUUACCUAGAAGUCGGCUGCAAUGAAUUUAAUAGAACUUUCUGAGAAGAUAUGGUUAGGAUUGCAUCAGUCAGGAAAUCUCUGGUUGAGCCUCGCUCCUGCCAUGAUCUUGUUAGGUGGUCUUAGGCAAGCCACCCCUUCUUAGCCUCAAAUCCCAGCAUUCACUGUCAGGCAACAGAGAAGUUUAUACUAACUUGCCUUACAGGGUCAUUGUAAGUAUUGCAGCUUGAUAACACAUGUUGAAAGCUUGAAUCAUAGACCCAUAGAAUUGUAUGUUUGGGAGGGACACCAGCAGUCAUCUAGUCCAAACCCCUACAAUGGUAGGAAUCACUUGAAAACACGGUCCAAAUGAAAAAGGGGUGGCGCUGUGGGUUAAACCACAGAGCCUAGGACUUGCCGAUCAGAAGGUCAGCGGUUCGAAUCCCCGCGUUGCUUGGUCCCUGCUCCUGCCAACCUAGCAGUUCGAAGUACAAGUAGAUAAAUAGGUACCACUCCGGCGGGAAGGUAAACAGCGUUUCCAUGCGCUGCUCUGGUUCGCCAGAAGCGGCUUAGUCAUGCUGGCCACAUGAUCCGGAAGCUGUACGCCGGCUCCCUCGGCCAGUAAAGCGAGAUGAGCGCCGCAACCCCAGAGUCGGUCACGACUGGACCUAAUGGUCAGGGGUCCCUGUACCUUUACCUUUAUGUUUGUAUGGAGAGUGAUGGAAUGUAAAAGCACCACUCUAUUUCAACAUAAAAGAUAGGGAGAAAUAACAGAAUUCAUAACAGGCUGUUAAAAUUGUAUAUACUUUGGUCCAGUUGAAGUUUGCAAGCUGUUCUUCAGAAACAGCCCCUCGCAGUGCACAUCAUGGUAAUCCAAUCUAGGUGUGACUAGGGCAUGGAUGAUGGAAGCCAGGUCUGUAGGACAGAGUGCAGCUGCCAUACCAGCCAAAACAACCACCUGCCUUUCAAUGUCAAGUGGAACCCCCCCAAGUUGGAAAUUUACUUUUUAAGGAGGAGUGCAAAUCCAUCCAAAACCUGAUUCCAGAUUGGAAUCCCCAGCUUUGAUGUCUAUGGCAGAUCCAUUCCUUGAUCCAGUCCAGGAUUCCCGAAUUAUGUGGACUGAGCAUAGACUUGUGGAGCUACAGAGAGGAACACCAGUCCCUAUGUAACUGGGAGCUAGGAAAGGGAUCUAAACUAAACUUCUUCAUCUAACAAGCAUCACUGAUGGGGCACUUUUGUGGCUCCCCACAAACGUUGGCCUUUACUAGCCUUCAGUGAGGCAGGGCCUGCCCUGCCAGCAGAGGCUCGGGAGGAAUCAUUACUGCCAUCUUUCAAAUAAUCUUCCGAAAACUGUGCUGUUUACGCAGGCCUUUACAACAUGAUUCCCCCUCCUUCCUUAACCAACCAGCAUUUACUGAUGUUUUUAUUGAGGCAGACCUAACCAUGAUCUUAUAAAUGGCCUUGAUAUAGUUCUAUGAAAGUGCAAACUAUUACCGUAUUUUUCACUCUGUAAGAUGCACUUUUUCCCUCCUAAAAAGUAAGGCGAAAUGUGUGUGCAUCUUAUGGAGCGAAUGCAGGCUGUGCAGCUAUCCCAGAAGCCAGAACAGCGAGAGGGAUUGCUGUGCAGCGCUCCCUCUCGCUGUUCUAGCUUCUGGCUUAGCCACGCUCUGUCCCUUCCCCCACCUCCCGGAAAAGCCCCCAAGAGCCGCGCUCCCUUUAAAGAGCCGCGCGGAACGUGUGUGUGGCUCUUGGGGGCUUUUCCCCGAGGAGGGAGAAAGGCAGCCCGUCAGUGACAGGCUGCCCUUCACCCUCCUCAGGGAAAAGCCUGCAAGCGCCGCACACACGCUCCACGCGGCUCUUUAAAGGGAGCGCUGAGCAGAGCCUGGGAUGCAUACAGCGCUCCCUGUUCAGCACUCCCUUUAAAGAAUAUUUUUUUCUUGCAUUCCCCCUUUAAAGACUGGGUGCGUCUUAUGGUCAGGUGCAUCUUAUGGAGCGAAAAAUACGGUAAUACUUCAGCAGAUAAAUGAUAAAAGGCGAGAUAAUGUGGAUCCUUAAAACACCCCAUAGGCAAGUAUCCACAGGGUGGGGCAGCAGUCUGCCAACUGAUCCUGAGAUCCCUCUUUAAAAUGAAGGGGCAACUGUGCUCCCCAAAAUAUGCAUGAGGACGGGAUACAGUUUUUAUAGCUGCCCAUAGCUCCAUCUUCUUGUGUUUGUAAGCUUGCAUUUGGCUUUCUCAGCUCUUCGUGUCCAGCUCUAGCAAAACUACAUUUCUGACAUACCUUCGAGGCAUCCAAGCAAGUACUGUUCUCUUGGAAGAUCGUGAAGAUCUCAUGAUCGUUACGCAAGCCGAACAUCAGGACCUUGGCAGAUCACUCAGCAGCCUGGGUGCAAGUGAAGCAGGCAAAUUGAACCAUUCCCCAGGCCCACAGUGAAUCCCAGACACUUGCUGAGUUUUCCCCCCUGCCUAAACCACGAUCAUGGCCACGGGCUUCUAGCACAGCCUUAACCAACCUGGCAACCUCUCUAAAUAUUUUGGACUACAACUCCCAUAAGCCCCAGCCAUCACAGAGCUGAAUUAAGUCCGUUGGGAGUCCAUCUUGAGGGCUCCCAGGUUCGUGAAGUUUGACCAAGAUGGAUUCCUUUUCAUUCUUCGCUUUAGUCUGUGUGACACAACCCGUGUCUUGGCUAGAUUUGGCCAGCUAAGGAUAUUUGCAAAUAACGAGCAAAUCAGCAUGAAGAUGAUCCUUCAGGGAGGGGUAGCCAACAUUCAGUAAUGGGAGCUGGAGACUCAUCAGUACAGUGGUACCUCAGGUUACAUAUGCUUCAGGUUACAUAUGCUUCAGGUUACAGACUCCACUAACCCAGAAAUAGUGCUUCAGGUUAAGAACUUUGCUUCAGGAUGAGAACAGAAAUCGUGCUCCGGCGGCGGCAGCAGGAGGCCCCAUUAGCUAAAGUGGUGCUUCAGGUUAAGAACAGUUUCAGGUUAAGAACAGACCUCCGGAACGAAUUAAGUACUUAACCCGAGGUACCACUGUAUUGGCUAUCCCUGUUUUAACCACUAUAACCCUGGUCCCCCAGGUGAACGUGAAAGGAAAUCUCCGUUAGUAGCUGCAACACUUACUGGCUUGUCAGGUGCAAGUAAACUCUGAAAACUGCAGCAAAUUGAAGGGAGCUCAUUUUUAAAAACGAGAACCUUCAGCCGAAGAAAAUUUUCAAAUGAGCAGCUUCACAAGCUGCUUAAAAAAUGAAAGAAAGAAACUCCGGUUUGGGGGGGUGGGGACAGGACACGGAAUUUGGCUCCCUAGCAAAAUCAGAGAGUCCCUUUUGGUCAAGUAAUGUGUACAUGUUUAAAAAAGAGCCGAGAAGCAGAAAUUCAGUCCUGUCUGUCUAAUGUGUGAUGCAGAGAUAUUGCUUGGUUUACUGAAGUUGAGGUUUCUGUCUAUUCUGCAGUCUCUGAUCAGUGCAAACGCUGAAGCCGAUGCUUACCUAAAUUUGUCUAAAGUGACAGAACAAGAUGAAGGCGAAUAUCUAUGUAGAGCCAACAAUUUCGUAGGCAGAGCCGAAAAAUCAUUUUGGCUCCACAUUGACAAAUCAAAACCAGGUAAACCCUCGACUCUGUCCCAAAGGCUUAGCAACUGCAAGAAUGAGCUGUAACGCUUGAAGAUGCUAGUCGUUUUAAAAAUUAAUAUUUUGUAGUCUUUCCUGUGUAUGUCAUGAUGUCACUACUUAUAUAUUAAGAUAAUAAAAUGCUUUUUUAAAAACAAAUCAGUUGCAAAGAAAAAAUUCCCACAUUGAUGACUGUCUGACUUUGCUCAUUACAUCUUUAUGGCUUCGAGUUGCAUGUUAACGACCUGAACUCUCAUAACCUUAUUAUAAUUUAUAGAUAGGCUUUACCGAUUUCAUUGUUCGUUGAACUCUAAAAAUCUCCUGCACAUCAAAUUCAGGUAUCAGGGAGGAAGAGAAAACUUCCCUGCAGUUAAAACAAUGUACAGGCCAGUAACUGAAAGAUCUCUGACGGAAACUGAGAAAGAGGCAGACAAUUCCUUCUCCAGCUUACAUCAGGAAUCUUUCAGUAAUUUGGCAUGUAAGUGUGAUGAAAAUCACCAGAAGUGGGGAACGAGUUACAAGUCACUGGUUUCAAAUUUGAUGUUUGGGUGGGUUGGGGGGAAAUCCUGAUCAAUUUUACAUUUUUAAAAGUUAAGCUCUCUUUCCCCCAUGCUUAACUCAUUACUCACAUUAACUGCAUUUUAUCCUUGCUCCUUCCCCUUACUUACUCUCUUUCCCUGUCUCCCUGCCCAGCCAUACUAACCAAAAGACAGUCAUAUAUAUGUGGAGGAAAUUUUUUCAUUCUUACGCUUUUGCUUGCAUGCAUUAUUAGUGGGACAGAGUAAGAGCCUGGUGAAGGGAACUCCUUGCUUUUUAAACAACUGGUUGUGGUAGGGCAUGAGGAUAAGCUACUGGCCUCUCAAAUAUUGUAAAUCUGCUUUUGAAAUUUGCCUGAGCAUCUGUGUUGCCUUCUCUGGAAAUUUGGCUUUGGAAUCCUGUGGGUUUCCCCCUUCCCCCCCUUCCUUCUUUAUCUUGUGUAUUUUUUUUCUCCCUCCGUAGACAGCAGGUGUUAACAAAACAGAUAAGGAGCUAGAAAUUCUGUACUUACGCAAUGUUACUUUUGAGGACGCUGGGGCAUAUACUUGUCUUGCUGGGAAUUCUAUUGGGUUUACACACCAUACUGCUUGGCUGACGGUAUUACCAGGUACUUCGGCUCUGUCACUUUUUCCCUUUCCUUUCUUAAGGGCCUCGGCGCCCACUUCCGAAAUGCCAAAUUCUUGAGCAGUAGAUGAGUGUUACUCUUAUAGCCAGCUUGCGCUGAAGCACACUUCACCUUUUCUGCGAUAUGUAACUUGUUAACCAAGUUGGCAGCCAAUGCUUCGAUUUCUCACUCCAGAAUGAAGUUGCAUCUAAGUGGGCAGGUGCAAUGCUCAUGGCUCAGUCUCAAAAUGGCCGUCAUCUAUUGAGAUGUGAUGCACAAUUUUACCUCCAUAGUACCACCAGUUUGUUUCAGACUAUGUGCCGCUCAAGCAUUUGACAUUUCUGUAUCUUGACUUUAUGAAUUGGGUGGCUUUUAAUAUCGUUGAAUCUGAUUAAAAGUGCUUCUUUGGCUAGAUUGGGUCCGUAUUUAGUUUUGGAGAACACCAAGGCCUUCUGUGUCAUAAAUCCUACACAGUACGGCCUAUAGCAUUGACAGCUAAUUUCCCAUAAUGUUCUUGGUGGAGGCUAACUAUUGCUGAACAAAAUCUCUCAUGCUUCCACUGCACAAUCACCAGUCUUUCUAAUACCUGUAGGCUUCUGUUGGGUGGGAAUGUUGAAGCUCUGUUACGAAUGAAUGCCACAUCAUGACAACAAUUGAGAACAUGUGCUCUGUAAAUUCAUUUUCAUUAAAUACCUUUAUCUGUGCUAGCUCCAUAGAGUUUAUUGGGUACCAUUUCACCCCAGGAGCAGUAUAUGAUUUCUCCAGUAGAGAUUCGGCAGGCACAAACAGAUCUUUUGAAGACCUUUCUAUGUAGAUAGGCCUGUGUAACUCUAAAUUAUUAUUUUUAAUCAACCAGUCAUUUCAAUAUUUUUUUUUUACUAUUUUCAUGGUGUUUUAAGUCAUAUUGCUGUACACCGCCGUAUUGUAUUGUACGAAUUGGCGUUGUAUGAAUACUUUUAUUAGUAAAUAAUGCUUUGUGUCUCUUACCUUGAAAAGCAUUUUCUACAAAAACCUAUCAGAAACUUUUGAUAGACAAUUUUAUUAAAUUCUGUAGGUAGUGGUGGUGAUUACCUCAGAAUCGGGCUCAGUAUUCUACCCAUUUUAUUACUGAGUAAUGAAACAGGAUCCACGACAUCAUUCCCCCAACUGGUUUCCUCCAGAUGUUUGGGACUACAGUUCCCAUAAGCCCCUGGCAGCACAGCCACACAUUAACUCAGUCCCACAUGUGGCAGAGCAGUAGAGUGCUUUUCAAUGUCCCAGGACACAAUCCUUUAUUUUUGCUUAAACAGACUUGGAUAGUCCAAUGAUCCAGAGCAUAUGGGAGUUUUAAGUGUAUCAGUAAUAGAAGUUUUGUUUGUGUGUUAAAAGAGAGGGAGUUGUGGAGAAGGUAGAUGCAUUUUAAUGUGCACUCUGCAUAUAACAGGCUGAGUUACAUAUCUUACGGGCCACGUACAAAAACCAGGUAUUCCAUGGGGUAUACUUUCAUUAACAAACGGUGUCAAACAAAGAACAAGGCUAAAUGAAAAUUGUCUUACACGAUCAGCCUAUGCUUGGUGUUUAAGUCCUAGAAACUCUAUAGAUUUCCAAGCAAGACUGAAGAAACCGGAGUUUGUUUGAAAAAACAGCCAACCAGCCAACUUUAAGCCCUUCUGUUUUACUUAUGUAUCGUUGCAACUGAAUCAAAUACUAAUGCACGACUUACAGUGCCUUUAGGAAACCAAACUAUCUAUUCAAGAUUCUUCAGGCAUUCAAUAUGGCUAACUAAAAAUACAUAUUUUAGGGAAAUAAUGCAUGUAAAACACAUUUCCCCCCCAUGAUUAUUAUUAUUUUUAAUCUAUGGGGGGGGGACAGAACAAUUUGCUGCAAAAUUGACACAGAAAUUAAAUUGGUUGAUCUGUUCACCCCUGUUAACAACAUGACAAACCUUUGUGGCACGUAGAUUCAGAACAUUACUUUGAGCACAAAAACAUAUUUAAUUUUGCCACAGUUACCUAGUUCCGCUCAAUUGUUUUGUGGCAACUGAUUGGAAUAAUAAUAAUAAUAAUAAUAAUAAUAAUAAUAAAUUUAUUUAUAUCCCGCCCUCCCCAGCCGAAGCCGGGCUCAGGGCGGCUAACAACAAUAAAAUAAUACAACAUUCUAAAAUCAUUUCAUUAUAGAAUUAAUUCAAAUCAAAUUGAUGGCAACCAUUGGGCUAGAGUUCUGUGAGGAUGACCAAAGGAGGGGGUCAGGCUGUGCCCUGGCCAAAGGCCUGGUGGAACAGCUCCGUCUUGCAGGCUCUGUGGAAAGAUAUCAAGUCCCGCAGAGCCCUAGUCUCUUGUGACAGAGCGUUCCACCAGAUCGGAGCCACAGCCGAAAAAGCCCUGGCUCUGGUUGAGGCCAGCCUAACCUCUCUGUGGCCUGGGACCUUCAAGAUGUUUUUGUUUGAAGACCGUAAGUUCCUCUGUGGGACAUACCAGGAGAGGCGGUCCUGUAGGUACGAGGGUCCUAGGCCGUAUAGGGCUUUGAAAGACAACUCUUUCUCUUUUGGGAUGUCACAGGCAUUCUGUAGAAUAUUAGGUGUUUGCACUUGGCCUCUAAGAUGCCUACUCUACCACACAAGGCAUUGUGCUGGAGAACAUACACUUUGCUGGGUGUUUGGGGUGUGUGGUCCAGAUUUACUAGGUAUUGUCUGAAUUGAACUGCCUGUCUCCCAUUCAGAUUCCUAACAUAUCUCUAUUACUCUGCAGCGGAAAAGCGAGUUGCCGUGGACGAUUCCAGUUCCCUUUAUGCAGGCAUCCUCAGCUAUGGGACUGGCUUUGUUCUUUUCAUCUUGGUGGCCGUGGUGGUGGUUAUCUAUAGAAUUAAAAGGCCCUCCAAAAAACCGAUUAGCACCACUACUGUUCAGAAAGUCUCCAAGUUCCCACUCAAGAGACAGGUAACAGAAAGUAGAUACAAGGUUCCUAUUCCUUCCUUAUAUCUUUCCUUCCCCUUUGCAAUCUUCUGUCUAGAUCAGAAACUUGCCCUGGUGAUUUAUGUCUCUGGAAGCUCUAAGUGAGAUCUUUGAACGCUGUUAGCAGGAAAUGGUUUUAUCCACCUAUUUUAUCUUUGUUUUCAUGAUUUAAAAACAAAACAAGUGUGUAAAAUAUGGCCUGAAAAUCUGGUGGUGAUUUAAAAUGUUCUGGUUUAUAGAUCCUGGUUUUCUUUAUCUGGUUCUGCUGAGCUCUGACAUUUAUAUAGUGUGUUAAACAGACCUGCUGGCUGAGAAAAAGGUGUAGACCUUUCCUGUUGGCAUAGUUCUGUGCUAGCAAAAGAAGACACAACUGAACAUGAUUCUGCCCCAAUGAUGUAAUUUGAAUACAGUAUUAGCCCUCUUUCUGGUGGGUGCUGUUGUGCAUAUGAAGUCUUGACCUCCACAUUGUGUAGCAGCAGAACUGGAGGCACAGGGAAGGUCAAGUACCAGUAGUGCAGGGCUCACCUGGUAUGGGAGAUGGCAGAUCUUGAAGGGGGCAAUUUUCCAUUUGCUAGACGUUUGUUUCUCCUUUGUUCGAGCUUCAAUCAUUGCUGCAUUAGCUGAAUCAAAAGUGGUGACUUCUCUAACAAUGAAGUCUUGAGAAAGCGGAAGUGUGGAGUCUCACUCUUGGGCUAUGUGUUUUUCCUAUGCACUGGAAAUGUUUUCUCAGGUGGGGAGAUCUUUGAUGGGAAGCAAUAGAAUCGCCACUGGCAGAGGUAGAUGGCUUGAGGAGCAGACCUAGGUUCUGGCAGGCUGAUAAUAUUCCAAGAGUUAGCAGAUUCACUCCAGUUAGAAGAUGAGACAGAUUAUAUUGCAUGUCUGCAUGUUGCAGCUAUUUCCCCUGUCAGCUAAACACCGUUGUGGAAUUUGGGAGCUGUGCUGAUUUAAAACAAAGUAUGAGGGACGCAGGUGGCAAGCCUAGGACUUGCCAAUCAGAAGGUCGGCAGUUCAAAUCCCGCGACGGGGUGAGCUCCCGUUGCUCGGUCCCUGCUCCUGCCAAUCUAGCAGUUCGAAAGCACGGCAAAAAGUGCAAGUUGAUAAAUAGGUACCGUUCCGGCGGGAAGGUAAAUGGCAUUUCCGUGCGCUGCUCUGGUUCGCCAGAAGCGCCUUAGUCAUGCUGGCCACAUGACCCGGAAGCUGUACGCUGGCUCCCUCGGCCAGUAAAGCGAGAUGAGCGCCGCAACCCCAGAGUCGGCCACGACUGGACCUAAUGGUCAGGGGUCCCUUUACCUUUUUAUGAGCUUGACAUUUGCAUAUUAAGAGAGGAAGAACCGUGUGUCCAUAUUGCAGAUUAUUGAAUGCAGCAAAGAUUCUUCAGCUAAUGCCCUUUUGCUAUUCUCUUUCUAUGACCUUAUAUGCUUCCUAAUAGAAGCUGUUGGCAAUAACACCUCCUUUGCUGUAUUCAAGCAGGUAUCUUUGGAGUCCAACUCCUCCAUGAAUUCCAAUACUCCUCUAGUCAGGAUCACCCGCCUUUCCUCCAGUGAUGGACCAAUGCUGGCAAACGUCUCAGAGCUUGAGCUGCCCGCUGACCCUAAGUGGGAACUGGCAAGGUCUCGGUGAGUAAAAUGUCGUUUUGAGCUGGUUGACUCUUAUUUAAGUCUUUAAUAUACCACCUUUCACACAGCAUCCCGAGUUACAUGCUGACGUCUUUGCUUGUGUGUUUUGCUUCAGCCUGACUCUAGGAAAGCCACUGGGCGAAGGCUGCUUUGGUCAAGUAGUAAUGGCGGAAGCAAUGGGGAUCGAUAAAGAGAAACCGAACAAGCCUAUCACUGUUGCUGUCAAGAUGCUGAAAGGUACUGAGAACAGAGAAUGGCAAGAACUAGUCUCCCACAGGCCUCUGCUCUCCAUAUUUUUCCUGAUUUUCAGCCCUCCCCUGGGUUCCUCUGCAUUGGUUUCUCCCAGGUUUCCCACCCAUAGCUGUCAACCGUCCCUUAUUUGGCGGGAAACUCCCUUAUCCCAGCGCCGUUUCCCGCUGCUGUCCCUUAUUGAUGAUGUCCCUUAAAUUUCCCGGGUUUCAAAGGAAGCAGCUCCUCUCCCUCCCUCCCUGCCGGCCAGGGAGGAGGGAGGCUCCAGUUGUGUUGCUUGGCUGCGUUGCUCACCCAAUAAGGAGUCUAAGAACGACUGGGGGGUGGAGCUUGCAUGCCUUGUGCCGAUCAAAUCAGCCGCGUUGCCUGGGGACUUGCCUUUGCUCAGUGCUUCCCAGCGGAGAGGUGACGGUGGUUUUCCUUGCUGCAUCCGCUUUGCCGGGUUGCUGCGCUGUGGGAACCACUGCUUGAGGCUUUGUUUGGCUGCUGGCUGGGCUUUCUGCCUUUGGCUCGGAGGGGCUCAGAAGUUGAACCUACCUGUGCUUGGAAAAUCCCUUAUUUCGGCUGCUGAUCCCUUAUUUUCAAAUCUGUAAGUUGACAGCUAUGUUUCCCGUCUGCUGUGCCAUCUCUCAGACUUCCGGGGCCCUGAUUAGCUUGCCCACCCCCUUGCCAAGCUGUCCUACCUCUUUAUAACCUUAUGUCAGGCUACACCCUCUCGUUCUUCUGCGACGAUUCCUCUAGUUUCACCUCACAAGUUGUCUUAAAAGAAAAGAAGCCCCAAUGGCUGCUUCUUGCCCUAUUUGUUUAUGUCUGUAUUUAUUUUCAAGCUGCUGAAAGGAAAGAAACACGAUAGAGAGGAAAUAGUAAGCAGUGUAUGCAUAGCUGUCAACUUACAGAUUUGAAAAUAAGGGACCAGCAGCCUCGAAAAUAAGGGAUCAGCAGCCAAAAUAAGGGAUUUUGGCUUAGCUUAAACAUCAAUCCGCCACUGAUGGAGCCAUGCUGCUUGGGCUGCGACUGACUGUGUUUUGCAGAGGGUUGGACUAGAUGAUCCUAAGGGUCUACAACUCCGACCAAAGAAAAGUGGCAGACAAAACUGAUGAACGACGCCCAGAUGGCAAAGCUUACAGGCAGAAUUAGAAACCAGGAAGAGGACCUCUUUAAUAAAGAAUGGGGAAAGUUUAUAAUUUAGUUGAAAAGCUAUUGUCAAGAGUUACAUACAUUGGUAGGAUUGACAGAAAACUUGUAGUAAAAAUUUGAACUAUGGAUGGACAAAUGAUUUAUAAAAAUAGAGUUAUGAAAGGGACGCAGAGGGGGAAAUCACUACAUUAAGAUGCUGCACUGGUUGGAGGGGAUGCUAAGCAGCAUGUCGUGGCGGAAGUCUCGCAAGAGAGGGGCUGCCUGCCCGCCCGCUGCCACCCGUCUCCUCACAACGCGCCCCUGAGGGGGAAAAGGGAGAGACAGAGACGCGGCAGCUCGUGCACACUCUCUCUCGCAGCGGAGGACCCCGAGCCGCUGCUUCCCUCUCAAGCCGGGCGAGCAUGAAACCCGGGAAAUUUAAGGGACAUCAUCAAUAAGGGACAGCAGCGGGACACGGCACUGGGAUAAGGGAGUUUCCUGCCAAAUAAGGGACGGUUGACAGCUAAGAGUGUAUGGGGUGCAGGAAUAAUUUAAUUCAAAUUGGUGGCUCUCCUCAUCCUUCAACCAGGAGUCGUAUAUUAACAUUAUUAAUAUUAUUUCUGUUGUGACAGUUUUGAAACGUUGUCAGUGUUUAAGCAGAAGAGCAGCUCUACUUGACUGGGUUCAUCCAGCUCCUUCUCCUGCUUAAGCAUGCCACUGAAAAGUGAGGUUCCCCCACCACAUUUCACCAGAACUCCUAUCUUUGUAAAUGAAGGGAUAUACGUUUUAUAUAAAAUCAUAUAAAUUUGGCAUAGUAAUAAUAAUUUUAUUGAAUUAUUGGAAGGCCUUACCAGGCACCUGAGCCCAUUGUAUGGUGUAAUCCAGAGUUCCCCAAACUUGGGACUCCGUCUGUUUUUGAACUACAAUCCCCAUCAUCCCUAGCGGGCAGGAUCAGAUCUGGAAGCAUCCUUUAAUUCACCAAGUUGGUGUACCUGGCUUAGAUGAGAGGCACCUCAUGGGGACAGAGGUUGCUGGUCAUAUAUGCAGCCAGUUCCAGUGCAAAGCAGCCAACGAAGAACUUGGGGUGUUCUUGAAGUAUAUGCACCAAAGUCUGAGUAGACAUGGGCUGUAUGGCAACGAGUGAAUUCCAUCCAUGGCACAUAAUAAAACUCUGCUUUUCCUGAUUGCGUCUCUUCCCUUUCCUGUAUAGAUGAUGCCACGGACAAAGAUCUUUCCGACUUAGUCUCAGAAAUGGAAAUGAUGAAGAUGAUUGGGAAGCACAAGAACAUCAUUAAUCUCUUGGGGGCCUGCACACAGGAUGGUAUGUUCCCAGGGCUCAUGGUUGUGGCGGUUGAUGAAGGUGGUCAUAUUAUACAUACUGUUGCCUGGUCUGUUUUCAGUGUUUAUAAUUUGCAUGCAUGCUCUCCCUCAUGCCUCUUUGCUGCAAUCUCUGUGAGAAGCCGAAAAUCUUCCGUUCUGGAAGAGACGUGCCAGAUUGUUGUUGUUUAGCCGUUUAGUCGUGUCUGACUCUUCGUGACCCCAUGGACCAGAGCACGCCAGGCACUCCUGUCUUCCACUGCCCCCCGCAGUUUGGUCAAACUCAUGCUGGUAGCUUCAAGAACAGUAUCCAACCAUCUGGUCCUCUGUCGUUCCCUUCUCCUUGUGCCCUCCAUCUUUCCCAACAUCAGGGUCUUUUCCAGGGAGUCUUCUCUUCUCAUGAGGUGGCCAAAGUAUUGGAGCCUCAGCUUCACGAUCUGUCCUUCCAGUGAGCACUCAGGGCUGAUUUCCUUCAGAAUGGAUCGGUUUGAUCUUCUUGCAGUCCAUGGUUAUUGUUUUCUCCCAAGAAGCAGGCGUCUUUUAAUUUCGUGACCGCUGUCACCAUCUGCAGUGAUCAUGGAGCCCAAGAAAGUAAGAUCUCUCACUGCCUCCAUUUCUUCCCCUUCUAUUUGCCAGGAGGUGAUGGGACCAGUGGCCAUGAUCUUUGUUUUUUGAUGCUGAGCUUCAAACCAUAUUUUGCGCUCUCCUCUUUCACCCUCAUUAAAAGGUUCUUUAAUUCCUCCUCACUUUCUGCCAUCAGUGUUGUGUCAUCUACCACAGUCUAAAUGGGCUUCUGUUUAGUGGCUUAAAUGAGUUUCAUGGAUGCUUUGAGUCCUCUGCUAUAGACCAGGAGCAGGGGGCUUUUUCUGGCUGGCAGGCCAGAUUGUUACCUCCACAUCCCUUGGUGGACCAAAUUUGGUAGGUGGGCAGGACCUAUCAAACUAUACAGGGCUGUUGGCAUAUUUGAAAGGCCCCCAGUCCUUCCACCCACCUUGACACUGUCACCCUCUAAUUUGGCACCAUUGUUGCUGGGUUUUAUGUGUGUUUGUUUCAUCUGAGGGUGGUGGAGCACUCUUCUUCUCUUGCUUACAGCGCACCCACAUGUCACCGGUCUUCUCACAUCUACACCUGAUGUGUGGCUGGGGAGAUCCAGGAGACUGCCUGCCAACAAGCUGCGAAGUAAAGAGCCCAGUGUGUAAAUGGCUUCUAGCCUUGAUGGAGGCUCUGGUCUGCCUCCAUGGUCAGAUGCAAUAACACUUCUAAAUACCAGUUGCUGAAAACCACAGGAAGGGAGAGUAGUUAAAACGUUUUUCUUGAAACAGAUGACACUAUGAUGUAAUAAUAAUAAUAAUAAUAAUUUAUUAUUUAUACCCCGCCCAUCUGGCUGGGUUUCCCCAGCCACUCUGGGCGGCUUCCAACUGAAUAUUAAAAACAAUACAGCAUCAGAUAUUAAAAACUUCCCAAAACAGGUCUGCCUUCAGAUGUAUUUUAAAAGUAAAAUAGUUGUUUAUUGCCUUGGCAUCAGCUGGGAGGGCGUUCCACAGGGCAGGCACCACUACCGAGAAGGCCCUCUGUCUGGUUCCCUGUAACCUCACUUCUCGCAGCAAGGGAACCGCCAGAAGGCCCUCGGCGCUGGAUCUCAGUGUUCGGGCUGAACGAUGAGGGUGGAGACAUUGCUUCAGGUAUAUAGGACCGAGGCCGUUUAGGGCAUUAAAGGUCAGCACCAACACUUUGAAUUGUGCUCAGAAACGUACUGGGAGCCAAUGUAGGUCUUUCAAGACCGGUGUUAUGUGGUCUCGGCGGCUGCUCCCAGUCACCAGUCUAGCUGCCGCAUUCUGGAUUAAUCGCAGUUUCCGAGUCACCUUCAAAGGUAGCCCCACGUAGAGUGCAUUGCGGUAGUCCAAGCGGGAGAUACCCUAUUUUUUGCUCUAUAAGACUCACUUUUUCCCUCCUAAAAAGCAAGGGGAAACGUGUGUGCUUCUUAUGGAGCGAAUGCAGGCUGCGCAGCUAUCCCAGAAGCCAGAACAGCAAGAGGGAUCGCUGCUUUCACUGUGCAGCAAUCCCUCUUGCUGUUCUGGCUUCUGAGAUUCAGAAUAUUUUUUUUCUUGUUUUCCUCCUCCAAAAACUAGGUGUGUCUUGUGGUCUGGUGCUUCUUAUAGAGCGAAAAAUACGGUAACUAGAGCAUGCACCACUCUGACAAAACAGUCUGCGGGCAAGUAGGGUCUCAGCCUGCAUACCAGAUGGAGUUGAUAGACAACUUCCCUGGACACAGAAUUGACCUGCUCCUCCAUGGACAGCUGUGAGUCCAAAAUGACUCCCAGGCUGCGCACCUGGUCCUUCAGGGGCACAGUUACCCCAUUCAGGAUCAGGGAGUCCCCCACACCCACCCGCCCCCAUCCCCCCAAAACAAUACUUCUGUCUUGUCAGGUCUGAACACUCAUCCCCCAACACCACUUGCGAGCAUUGGAGCAGCCAGGAGACUUCUGCAUUUGCCUGCACUUGGACCUCAGGUCCUUCUUGGUAGCCCUCCUGCCAUCGUCAGGAAAACAGGAUUUCUCUUAGCUGCACAGCCCUUUCUGAUGAGCAGCAUGGAAGUAUUCCGACCCAGCUGGACCCAAAAGUGCCUCUUCUCUUGUGUUUUCUCUAUCUAAAGCUGUCACAGUAGUCACUGCUCUGCCCAUCAUUAAUGCAUCCAUUCUUUCUUUUUUAAAAAAAAAAAAAAUUAUUCAAAAUUAUAACAAGACAUAUUAUCCAAAAACAUAUCAUCCUUGUUUUUCCCCCCAUUUUUCCUCACUCCCCCCCUCCCACACAACCCACCCCCACCCCCGACUUCCCUCAGUUCCAGUCUUUGGUUUCUCUAAGAAUGCUGUUUUCUGCAUGUUACAAAGUUGUAUAGAUCCUCAAACUAUUUAGCUGAUUAUUAUCAAUAAAAAGUUUGUGAAUGUUUAUUCAAGGAGUCCAGUUCGCUUUGUUGCAUCUUCAGAUACUUUGUAAAGGGUUCCCAUUCAUCCUUAAAGUCACAGUUAUCCUUGUCCCGUAGCUUAUAUGUCAGUUUUGCCAGUUCUGCAUAGUCCAUCAGUUUUUCUUGCCACGAUUCUUUAGUUGGGGUUUCUUCAGUCUUCCAUCCUUGUGCUACCAGAACUCUCGCAGCCGUUGUCGCAUACAUGAAGAUGUUUUUCAACUUUUUUGGCAGGUCUUUCCCUACAAUUCCCAACAAAAAUGCCUCGGGUUUCUUAACAAAUGUUAAAUGGAACACUUAAUGCAUCCAUUCUGAAGUGCCUGCCUUCUAGACUCAGAGGGGGAGGAACAAGCCAGGAUACAUGCAGAAAUAUCUUCUUGCCACUCAUCAGAAUGGUAGCUUGUCAGCACGAAAGAGUUCAUUUUGGAUAAAAAUAUAUUGUUUUUACUCCAGGUCCUCUCUAUGUGCUGGUGGAAUAUGCAUCAAAGGGGAACUUGCGAGAAUACCUUAGAGCCCGCAGGCCACCUGGCAUGGAUUACUCUUUCGAUACCUGCAAGCUGCCUGAGGAGCAGCUAACAUUUAAAGACUUAGUCUCCUGCGCCUACCAGGUGGCACGAGGGAUGGAGUACCUGGCAUCUCAGAAAGUAAGUAGCGUGCAGCUUUAUAAGAAACUAGGGGUUGUCCCCCUAUUUGCCAACUCCACCCAGCUCUCCAUCUCCCUAGACCUUGCUGGAGGACAAAAUCCCAAGAAAAAUCCCUUAGACCAGGUGCAAGGAAUAAUAAUAAUAAUAAUAAUAAUAAUAAUAAUAAUAAUAAUAAUUUAUUAUUUAUUCCCCAGCCACUCUGGGUGGCUUCCAACAAAAAUACAAUAGUCUGUCAAACGUUAAAAGCCUCCCUAAACAGGGCUGCCUUCAGAUGUCUUCUAAAAGUCUGGUAGUUGUUGUUCUCUUUGACAUCUGGUGGGAGGGUAUUCCACAGGGCGAGUGCCACUGCUGAGAAGGCCCUCUGCCUGGUUCCCUGUAACUUGGCUUCUCGCAGCAAGGGAAGCGCCAGAAGGCCCUCGGCGCUGGACCUCAGUGUCUGGGCAGAACGAUGGGGGUGGAGAUCCUCCUUCAGGUAUACUGGACCAAAGUCCUUUAGGGCUUUAAAGGUCAGCACCAACACUUUGAAUUGUGCUCGGAAACGUACUGGGAGCCAAUGUAGGUAUUUCAAGACCGGUGUUAUGUGGUCUCGGCAGCUGCUCCCAGUCACCAGCCUAGCCGCCGUAUUCUGGAUUAGUUGUAGUUUCCGGGUCACCUUCAAAGGUAGCUCCACAUAGAGCGCAUUGCAGUAGUCCAAGCAAGAGAUAACCAGAGCAUGCACCACUCUGGCGAGACAGUUUGCGGACAGGUAGGGUCUCAGCCUGCAUACCAGAUGGAGCUGGUAAACAGCUGUCCUGAACACAGAAUUGACCUGCACCUCCAUGGACAGCUGCGAGGGGCACAGUUACCCCAUUCAGGACCACGGCGUCUUCCACACCUGCCCGCCUCCCGCCCCCCCAAAACAGUACUUCUGUCUUGUCAGGACUCAAUCUGUUAGCCACCAUCCAUCCUCCAACCUUCUCCAGACACUCACACAGGACCUUCACCGCCUUCACUGGUUCUGAUUUGAAAGAGAGGUAGAGCUGUGUAUUAUCCACAUACUGAUGGACACUCAGCCCAAACCCCCUGAUGAUCUCUCCCAACACGUAGAUGUUGAAAAGCAUGGGGGAGAGGGCAGAACCCUGAGGCACCCCACAAGUGAGAGCCAUGGAGUCUGAACACUCAUCCCCCACCACCACUUUCUGAACUUGGCCCAGGAACCUUUUUGGCUCUCUCCUCAUAGGUCAACAUUAACAGAUGGGCGGGGCAAUCCACAUGUCAAUAAUGUGGUGUUAUUGUGACCUCACACGAUUGGUGGGUUGCCCACCUGUCUAAAUCCCAGCAUCAGAGGUUAAAAGGGGCAGUGCAGGAAGACUUUGCAAAGCCCACCCCUCGCUGAUACUUGCAACCUUUUGCAAUUCCCCUCAACUCCUCCUUCACACUCUCAAGGUUGAAGGUGCAAAAGAAAAGAGCAAGGAAGAUCAGCAACCUCAGCUACCUCCCUCCCAUCAACAAACAGGUUGCUACAAAGCAGUUCAUUCUGCACAAAGGAUUAAAUGGCACCCCGCUGCCUUGAACUUAGAACAGAUGAUGCAGCGGCUCAUAAACUGUUAUGUACCGAAGUUCUCACCCUGGGCCAGCAGGGGGAUACUGUAGAUAGUUAUGCAAAUGAAGGAUCAAAAGUGACGUUCAGUGUUUGGAUAGUUUCAGAAAGUUGCUACAGUUACAUUGUUCUGGAGCUCUAUAUAAGCAGGCUGACUGAGCCCUUCAGUUCAGCUCUGUUCUGGCCUUUGAAUAAACAAGAGCUGUUUGAAGAAUCGCUGUGUCAUCUGAUAUGUUCGCCCACAACUUAACAUAAACAAUAUAUGGUCGUUAUUUCAUUUUGUAAACAUCUUAUUCAAUGCACGUUUCUUGGGUCCCACCCCCCCAUUCUUUUUCAGUGUAUCCAUAGGGACUUGGCAGCUAGAAAUGUUUUGGUCACAGAAGACAAUGUGAUGAAGAUAGCUGACUUUGGCCUUGCCAGAGAUGUUCACAACAUUGAUUAUUACAAGAAGACAACCAAUGUGAGUGAAAAGCUCUCAAACGUGAAGCUAUUCUGGCUACUUAAAGAGCUGGACAUCUUGUGGGCAUUAAAUAGCUUUGCCUUGCAUUCUUUUUUAGCAAUUCAGGUGAAAGUGAGGUCCUGGGUUUUACUUGAAUGUUCACUGUAUUCCGUUUUGUAAGUCAGUAACUCAGUUGGCUUCUGAGAGAGAGAUUAAUACAACUUGUUACACACAUUCUGGACACCUUGCAGUUUCAAGUCCACAAACAAAACCCAAUCUAAUUUUGUUCAGUACAGUGGUACUUGCCUCGCAAGACAAAAAACUCGCUAGACGAAAGGGUUUUUUGUUUUUUGAGCUGCUUCGCAAGAUGAUUUUCCCUAUGGGCCUGCUUUGCAAGACGGAAACGUCUUGCAAGUUUGUUUCCUUUUUCUUAACACCGUUAAUACAGUUGCGACUUGACUUCGAGGAGCAACUCAUAGAACAUGGUGUGGUAGCCUUUUUUGAGGUUUUUAAAGACUUUGGUGAUUUUUGAAGCUUUUCCAAAACUUUCCCGACACCGUGCUUCGCAAGACGAAAAAAAUCGCAAGACAACAAAACUCGCGGAACGAAUUAAUUUCGUCUUGCGAGGCACCACUGUAUAGGCUAGAAAUAACACAUUUAUUCUUAAACUAACAUUAAAAACUAUCCCAACUUUCAGAAAAACAUUUCUGACCAAAGGUGAGAAUUCAUAUAUAUAUAUAUACUACAAACAGAAAAGGGAUCUAACAAAGGAAUUAUUCAAAAGUCAAACUUCUUCAGCCAUGUGAUUUAUUCAUUUUAACUGAGAAGUAUUCGCAGUUUCGGCUGCAUCUGGCAAUAGGUAUAGCUGUACUGGGCAAAUACUCAGUGCUUUUUUUCUGGGCGUACUCAAGGUUGCACAGUACUGGUACCUUUUUUUCAAAUGUUAAAAGUGUGGCACAAUUGGAAUGAAUUUCAGGAACCAAAAUGUUUUUUCAGUGCAGCCUGAGCAGGAGCAGUGAACGAGAUUAUAGUUGAUUGUUGUAGCUUAUCUUCACUUACCCCACCCUGCUCACAGUUGUGAAGAAUAUUCCUACACUAUGAAUGGUCCGUGUCACCAUUAAGAAAAAGAGGUAGGAAUAGAUCAAUAUAUAUGUGGACUAUCCCUGGACCAAGUGACUUUCCUUCAAGUUCUCAAAGUUCUUAACCUAGCUCAAGGUAGUCAUCUGAAAUAGCCGGACAUUUAACUGAGAAUCAAUCACAGUCAGCCCAUCAUUUGAAAAAUAAGACUUUAGAGUCGUCUUACCACCAAAAUGGCAACUAGGCAUUCUGUUUUGGAGACUGUAACCUUGGUUUAAGGAGCCAUUUGUGCCUAGCUUAUACCGUAUUUUUCGCCCUAUAGGGCGCACCGGCCCAUAGGGUGCACCUAGUUUUUGGGGGGGGAAAUAAAGGGGAAAAAUUAUUUUUCCCCCAGGUGCGGGGCUGGGGCGGGGGAAGCCCGAGCUUCCCCCGACCCCAGCCCCCAGAACAGGCUGCUCUCCGUAAGCCGUGGGAGGGCUCCCGCGGCUUGCGCAGAGCUACCCGAAGCCCGGGCGCGACUGCUCAGCACGCCCAGGCUUUGGGAUAGAGGCAACUCUGCGCAAGCCGUGGGAGCCCGGCGGGAACUCCUGCGGGCUCCCAAGGCUUGCGGAUAGCUUCCUGAAUCCUGGAGAGCGAGAGGGGUCGGUGCGCACCGAUGCCUCUCGCUCUCCAGGCUUCAGCAAAAGCCUGCAUUCGCCCCAUAGGACACACACACAUUUCCCCUUCAUUUUUGGAGAGGGGAAAGUGCGUCCUAUAGGGCGAAAAUACGGUAUAUCUGCGUUCCUAACUUCACUGUACUCAAAUACAGUCGUAUCUUGGAAGCCGAACGCCUUGGCUCCUGAACAAAUCGGUUCCCGAACGAUCGAAACCCGGAAGAGUGUUCCAGUUUUGGAUGAUUUUCGGAAGCUGAAUGUCCGGUGCAGCUUCCGAUUGGCUGCAGGACGUUCCUGCAGCCAAUCGGAAGCUGCAUUUUGGUUUUCGAAGGGUUCUGGGAGUCGAACGGACUCCCGGAAUGCAUUCUGUUUGAAAACCAAGGUACCACUGCACCAUCUCAUACUGUGUUGUGUUUGUGGCUGCGAAGCCUUUGCCUCCACACUGCCUGUGUCAGGGAGGAGGGAAAGAGUGUGGUCAGAGGGUUAGGAGAGAAGGGCGGCAGAGACAGCGUAGUGGCUAAAGCCUUCUCCCAUGACCCCUUGAGGUGAGGGAUGUCGUAUGACUUCAGGGCACUAAACACCUUGCACGGAAGGAUGCAAUUAGUAUGAAGAGAAAGUAAUUGUGGACUGUGGGGGUCAAAUAGCUUGAUCAGUUCACCCAUGUUCAUUAUUUGUUUGGCCUGGUCACUAAGGAAAAUGUUUCAGGCUGGAUUAUAGUUGAAUGUUCAGUUGGUGCCAGAAUGGCUGGGUGAAAUUGCUGAUGGAUCUUUCCUUUUCAUCUCCCUAAAUUACAGGGUCGACUGCCUGUGAAAUGGAUGGCUCCAGAAGCAUUGUUUGACCGUGUGUAUACGCACCAGAGUGAUGUGUAAGCACUGCCCGCGUUUUUAAACAGCGAAAGCAAAAAAAGCGAAACACAAAAGUCAUGGGAACAAUUGUAAUGCCAAGCUGAGACGGGAUCUUGUCAAUAUGUGCAUGAAUAAUUUUGAAUUCACCGAUGUAGUGGAAAACUUAACAAAGAGUAAUAGACAGGCUGUCAGCUACCUGAUUAAAUGCUCAUCUUAAUUUCAGACUAGGUGUCUGGGAUUUCUAUUGAGCUGCCUCAACAGAGAUCUGCAAGUGCCUAGUAAAAAAAAAAUAUGGCUCAGGCAAUUAGUCAUUCUAUUGAUGACUUGUUAGCUGUGCAUGGCUGCCCAGAAACAAAACAGAAGCCCCCACCUUCAUCUCCUUUCCCAAAAGUCUCAUUGAAUUCUAAAACCUUUGGUUCCCAGAUGGUCCUUCGGAGUGCUGCUAUGGGAGAUCUUCACUUUGGGAGGGUCCCCCUACCCAGGAAUUCCAGUUGAGGAACUCUUCAAACUCCUAAAGGAAGGCCAUCGCAUGGAUAAGCCAGCAAACUGCACCCACGAUUUGUAAGUUGUCCGUCUGGAAACAACUUCCAUUUUUGUAAGACAUGUUUCUGAGUCUGAGGAGAAGGGGGUGUCUUUAAUUCAACUGCUUCAGUCCCACAUUCUCUCUCUUUGUGUGUGUAUCUCUUGGUGCCACCUCUACCUCAAUCCCUGCUAUGAAGGGUCUUCUUCCUGCUUUCAUGUGCACACACACACACACACACACAGUAAAGGUUUCUUGAUGUUUUGAUAGCCACGUAAGGCUAUUGCUAUGCCAUGAUUGAGAGUUGGGCUAGACUCAAAAGUAGGGUGAAGUCAACCAACCAACCAUAGAAACUGCAGCUGAUGCCUUCAAUAAAAUACUAUAAGGCAGACUUACUUGCAACUGGUUGUCUUGACUCCAUUUUGAGUCCAGCCCAACUCUCAGUCAUGGCAUAGUGAGCAACACAAACCUAUUUUCCACCAGGCUUAGUUGGACUUUGAAUGCACAUGGAAUGAUUGUGAGCCGUGAGAACAAACCAAAGCACACAAUAGAAAUGAAAAAAGUGGGGAGGGAGGAGGAAAGAAAACAUUGGUGCAGCUACUCCUUCUCCAAUCAGUGGAAGGGACCAGGCUGGUCUCCUUCCUGACAGGACGAUCUUCCCGGGGGAGAGGCUCUCUCAGGGGCUCUUGGACUCUGGCCAUGGUGUGCCUCCCUUCAGCUUCACAGUGAUGAGUAGCAAUGAGUGAUUGAAACUCUUUUAUUUCCUUUCAUUUUAAGCCGACCGCUCUUUGGUGAAUCAUUAGAAAGUCUGGCCGUGUGUGUGCACAUGCAUGCAUAAAAACAAGGAACCGUUCCAGUCCUUUUGUCCGUUUUAUAUCUCUCGCUGCUGUUUCGUAGGAUAGCGUUUGGCUCAAGCUUCGGUUUCACGGCCUUCCAUUUCUUUUUGAGUGUAAGAUUUUGGAAUCCCGGCGAAUGCCCAUGUCCUUCCUAAACAUUUGCCCUAUAUUCUCCCUUUCCCCAGGUACAUGAUUAUGAGGGAGUGCUGGCAUGCUGUUCCUUCCCAGCGGCCAACCUUUAAGCAACUAGUUGAAGACCUGGAUAGAGUCCUGAUAGUGACCUCAACUGAUGUGAGUAUUGCCUUACUUUCUGGCACGCUGGGGCUAAUUUGCACCUGCCUCUCAAAGUUUAGAUGCUUUAUUCAAACAUGCAUGAGUCUUAAAGAAAUAAAACCUCGAUAUACAGUGGUACCUCGCAAGACGAAUGCCUCGCAAGACAGAAAACUCGCUAGACGAAAGGGUUUUUUGUUUUUUGAGCUGCUUCGCAAGACGAUUUUCCCUAUGGGCUUGCUUCGCAAGACGGAAACGUCUUGCAAGUUUGUUCCUUUUUCUUAACACCGUUAAUACAGUUGCGACUUGACUUCGAGGAGCAACUCAUAGAACGCGGUGUGGUAGCCUUUUUUUGAGGUUUUUAAAGACUUUGGUGAUUUUUGAAGCUUUUCCAAAACUUUCCCGACACCGUGCUUCGCAGGACGAAAAAAAUCGCAAGACGACAAAACUCGCGGAACGAAUUAAUUUCGUCUUGCGAGGCACCACUGUACAUUUCCAAAAUAUAAGAUAAAAGACAAAUAAAAUAAAACCUACAUACAGCAACAGUGUUUUGGGUAGCGUAGGCUCCUAUGAUGUAAGUCAUGGGUCCCGCCUGCUAGCCUGCUCCCUAAAAUAUCGCUGGUGUGCUUAUUUCUAUAUAUUGGGUGCCUAUUCUGGUUGCUUGGCAACAUGUGCAAAUGGCUUUAGAUACCUAUCAGGUCCAUAAAUUACCAUAUAGCAUAUAUUCAGCACACAAAAAGCGACAAUUUGUUGUUGACAAAGGACAGCUGGACAUAUAAAGGGCCCCAUUACCUUCAGUAGCUUAGGGCCUCAUCAAACCUAAAUCCGGCCCUGCCUGCAGCAAACUCUGCUCCCUUCUGCUUUGCCCCUGCCCCGUCUCGGUAAACUGCAAUGGCGUGUGGCAUUGUGGGAAAUGAGGUCAGCAAUGCAACCACUACCAGUGCUUGGAAUCAUCGCAGCCCUCACCACAGAUCUUCAUGGGCAGAGACCAGGGUAUUUUGCAACCAAGAUGUGGAACUCCCAGUUCUAACCUAAUAAUAAUAAUAAUAAUAAUAAUAAUAAUAAUAAUAAUAAUUUAUUAUUUAUACCCCGCCCAUCUGGCUGGGCUUCCCCAGCCACUCUGGGCGGCUUCCGAAAAAAUAUUAAAAAACUGUAAUACAUCAAACAUUAAAAGCUUCCCUAAACAGGGCUGCCUUCAGAUGUCUUCUAAAAGUCUGGUAGUUGUUGUUCUCUUUGACAUCUAGUGGGAGGGUGUUCCACAGGGAGGGUGCCACUACCGAGAAGGCCCCCUGCAUGGUUCCCUGUAACUUGGCUUCUCGCAGUGAGGGAACCGCCAGAAGGCCCUCGGUGCUGGACCUCAGUGUCCUGGCAGAACGAUGGGGGUGGAGACGCUCCUUCAAGUCUACUGGACCGAGGCCGUUUAGGGCUUGAAAGGUCAUCACCAACACUUUAAAUUGUGCUUGGAAACGUACUGGGAGCCAAUAUAUGUCUUUCAAGACUGUUGUUAUGUGGUCUCGGCGGCCAUUCCCAGUCACCAGUCUAGCUGCCGCAUUCUGAAUUAGUUGUAGUUUCCGGGUCACCUUCAAAGGUAGCCCCACGUAGAGCGCAUUGCAGUAGUCCAAGCGAGAGAUAACCAGAGCAUGCACCACUCUGGCAAGACAGUCUGUGGGCAGGUAGGGUCUCAGCCUGCAUACCAGAUGGAGUUGAUAGACAACUUCCCUGGACACAGAUUUGACAUGCGCCUCCAUGGACAGCUGUGAGUCCAAAAUGACUCCCAGGCUGCGCACCUGGUCCUUCAGGGGCACAGUUACCCCAUUCAGGACCAGGGAGUCCUCCACACCUGCCCGCCUCCUGUCCCCCAAAAACAGUACUUCUGUCUUGUCAGGAUUCAACCUCAAUCUGUUAGCCGCCAUCCUAACCUAACCUAAGGCAUGAGAUAUCACUACAAAAGAGUCACCGAUUUCUCCCUCUCUUAUUAUCCGUGCCAUUGUUCUUCUUGCAGGAGUACAUUGACCUGUCGGUGCCUUUUGAGCAAUAUUCGCCUGCUGAACAGGAUACCCAGAGUGCCUGCUCUUCAGGAGACGACUCUGUAUUUGCACACGACCUUCUCUCCGAUGAGCCCUGUCUUCCCAAACAGCAAGGAAACGGCAUCAUCAGGACAUGAUGGCAGACACCCGCAAGGAAGAGACUCGUGAAUGUACGUUUUUGGGGAAGUCCGGGAGAAAAACCUGAGGAAGGAUUUCAUUGCUCUGCUCCGUGGCGCAGAAGAUUUGUAUUGCCGCGAAGCCGUACAAAUUCCCCCUGUUUUGUUAUUUGAAAAACCGAACCAGCGGCAGCACUGUUUGGUCCGAAGGAACGAAUUUUGUGCAGGUUAGCAGCAUUCAGGCAGAGAAUGCCUUACCUAGAGGGUGCUGAACCCGCAGCCUCCAAUCAGAUUUCCACUGUGAUUUUUUUGUGCCUGCAGUGCCAGGGUGGGACGUGGGGUUUGUUUUUUUCAUCUUUUAAAGAGAAAAGCACGUAAAGAAUGUAGGAAUUCCUUUUCAGAAUGCAAUCAUCACAUUAAUCUUUUCGGUGGAGCUCGGAAGCCCCAUUGCCUGCAGGGAUUCAUACAUUUAUGUAAAUAUAUUUGGGAAUAUAUAGAUAUAUAUUCACCAUCCGCUUUGGAGGAAUUUGAAAGCCAUUCUGAAGAGUUCGCCGCUCUUAAAAAGUAUUAGUCCACUUAAAAAGUUGCCUUGGAUUGGCCACAGUGAAGAAUUAGCUGCAUCUUGCACUAACGUCAGGAACAGAUUAAAAUAAUAUAUGCAGACAGGAAAGAACUUGACUGGAGGUGUUGCAAGGUGUAAUUAAAAAAAAACGGGGGGGGUCACUUUUUGUGUAUGAGUGCAUUGUGGUGAACUUGUUCUAUAUUUUCCCAGCGGGUUGCUUAUAUAUUGUAAGCAGCGUUGGACCCAAAUCUUGCUACGUGCUCUAUUUAUUUUUCUGACUUUCCAGUGUGUUUAGAAAUUCUACAAUGGGGCGUCAAAUUUCUCGCAACGAAUUUCCACAACCUUUUCCCCCAAAGGUUCUUUUCCUCUACCAGCAGAUACUUGGAGAACGUAAUUACGGGUACCUGUAAACAAAGCUCCUUUUAACGUAUCACAAAAAGUUCCUAUUCGCUCGCGUUGUUUUUAUGUAUGUUUGCAUGUGUGUGGAAACCAUUAAUGCAGCCGCUAGCCAGACGGAAAGAGAAUUUCUACAAGACUGAAACCUUUCUAUCUAGAACAUACUGAUUUAAGAGGGUGGUUGUUGUUUUUUAUCUCGCCUGCUUUCUUGUGUUUUUAAAAAAUUAUAUUUUAACAUCAUGUAUAUUUGUAAAAUUAUUUAUAGAUAUUAACAUAUUCUGUUCCUCGGUUUAAAUUGUUUAGUGUUAAUGUAUACAUUAAUUUUUUCACAAAAUCUGAGGUUUUAACUUAUUGAAAGUAUGGGAAGAUAAAUUAAUCAAUAUUUUUCUUCUGAGUUUGUGGGAAAUAUUAAAAGAAUGUAUAGCUGUACAGUCGUAUAACAAAUCACUGUUAAUACUAGAUUUUUCUUUUCAAAUAAAACAAAUAAGUUUUCCCUGGGUUGCAGUAAGUAUAUAUGCAUUCUGUAAUACAUUAGUGUUAAAUCCAAACAGAUGGCAGCAGAGAUUAUUUUUACUUCUGUGUAAGAACCAAGAAAUCUUUCAUCGCUUUUACCACUGUGCAUUAAGGGAGGGGGUGGGAGUGAGUGCAUUUUUUAUAUUUUUUGAAUGAAGGUGUUCUUUGUGGUGGACUUGAUGACAGGUAUGCAGCGAAGCUGAAAGUUGACUGCAAAUGAUGAGUGUGUUUGAGGGGUUUUCCCCCCUCUUACCAGUCCCAUUUAUAUUUUCCUGCUGGAGAAAUGGGGAUAAAAUAAUAUUUAAAUUAUAAGUAAGGAAAGUUUGAUUGUAGUCUUUGAGCCUAACAUUUCAUUUGGAAGGGGAGGGGGAUGGCAACAGUGCCCAGUUUUGUACAUUGAAAAACUAUGUGUGCUAGACAAUUCUGUCAAAGCACUUUCGAUAACCAGGAGACAUACAAAAUGGAAUAAGACCAAUAGAAUUGUAAAUGCUAGGACCUUUUAACUCUUCCCACCACAGAGAAAGAUGUCUAUAGUGAUCCUGAGAUGUUUCUCUCUUCCAUCUCCAGAUCGUAAAUUUCACUGAAGUAACAAGAUAGUCCCCAUUCCAGUUUGCUACUCAUUCUAUAAUAAGGAUUUUAUCAAAAUAGUUAAUUUAUAGUGAAGUUUCAAAGAGGUUUUUUUAAAAAAUAUAUAUAUAUAUAUAUAUAGAUUUAUAUAGAUAACUACUUUUUGCAAUAAAGAAUUAUUGUAUUUUCCUACAGUGUAUGCUAGUUUUGUACAUUCCAAGAAUCUGAAAAGUUGCUGUUCAAUCCAGAACAAUGUACAAAUGUGUGCCUGAGUUCAUUUAGAUAUUAUAAAUAUAUAAGCGUUAUAUAUAAAUAUAUAUAAUUUAUUGAGUUUUUACAAAGAUGUAUUGUUGUAAACUUGCCCAGUCUUUUAACAUUCAGCUCUUAUGCAAUUUUAUAGCCAGGAUUUUAAAAGCUUAAACUUUUCUUUAAAUCUUUUUUAUGAUUGCUAUUAUUCCUGCUGAUUUCACAAGCUAUACGUUUACAUGAUUUGAUAUUUUGAGGAAAAGCUUCUUUAUCUUCUAGUUUCUGUAUUAUUAUGUUUGCUUGGCAGAUGCGGCUGCUAAAAGAUGUGAAACAAACCAACACUGCUUUGCCUUUGUUUGCCUGGCCUCAAAAUAAAAAAGGAAAGUUGAAUGUAA
This is a messenger RNA of Podarcis lilfordi (Lilford's wall lizard), 64690 nucleotides long. Lineage: Eukaryota; Metazoa; Chordata; Lepidosauria; Squamata; Lacertidae. The record is from the annotation of a GenBank genome assembly.